This is a messenger RNA of Podarcis lilfordi (Lilford's wall lizard), 62559 nucleotides long. The record is from the annotation of a GenBank genome assembly. Lineage: Eukaryota; Metazoa; Chordata; Lepidosauria; Squamata; Lacertidae.
AUGGCGCCGCGCAGCCAAUGCGCACCGAGGGGCCGGGCCAUGUGGGCAGCUUGUUUACAACAGACCUUCGCGAGAAAGCUUGAACCCGGCCGGCAAAGGAGGCGGAGGAGGCGGCGGCGAGAAGGAAAGCCCGGCGCCCCGGAGCACGUGGAGGAGCCGAGCGCGCUCGGGGGAUCGGAGGCUGUGCGCCGGCUCCCGUGCGCCCUGGUGCGCUCCCGGUUGCGCACCCAGAAGCUGCGGUGAUGGGCGCGGCGAUCCUCGCGAGGAGGCCCCGCUAGGAGAGGACCCCGCAGCGGCUCGGAGGCGAAGAGGUGAGCUCGGAGGAAGGGUGUGCAUGGGAAGACACGGGAAAAAGUGGCUUCGUGUUGCAGGGGGAACGUCGGAACGGAGGCCCACCACCUGGUCCUUCUUGCAAGCAGGGCAGCCAGGCAGAAAACCUUAUUUUGCCGUCGGUGCUGUUGUUGGUUUCAGCCAGCUGUUAUCGAGAGGGGCGGGGGGAGACUGCUGUUUGCUUAAUUCAGGCUUAGGACCGCAUGGAUGUAGCUAAAAUUCCUCCAUGGAUUUGCCCCGUCCUUUUGGAGAGCCAUCUAAGCAAAGGGCUGCCGCCACACCUUGUGGCAAGGAGUUCCGUGCAUUAAUGAGGGGAUGAUGGGAGGAAGUGCUCCCCUUUGUCUACUCGGUCUCUCCUGCCAGGAAGAGUAUCUGGGAACCCGGGAUUCUGGAACUAUGGAUGGGAGAGGGGCAAACAUAGAAUCGUAUUUUAUUUGUUUAUUACAUAUAUGCCACCUUUUUUCUUCCAAGGAGCUCAGGGUGGUGUACAUGGUUCUCCUCUUACCCUCACAACAACCCUGUGAGGUAGGUUUAAAUCAUAGAAUUAUAGAGCUGGAAGGGACCCCAAGGGUCAUCUAGUCCAACCCCUUGCAAUGCAGGAAUCUUUUUAGGGUCUCAUUCUCUGCUAAUUGAGCUAUAUGAAUGAUAGGACUCUCUGGUCAUUUUCUUGCGCCAUGCAUUCUUCCCCCAACCCUCUCCCAUGCAUCCUGUUGUUCUCCUAAAUUAUAAAAAAAGCAUCAUAGCCCUAAGGCCAGCCUUUCCCAACCUGGUGCCCUCCAGAUGUUUUGGAUUGCAAAUCCCGUUGGCCCAGGCUGCUUAAACUCUUCCACAAAGGAAAGAUGCUCAAACUUCGCAGUCAUUGUAAUUACUUUUUUUCUGGCUGCUUUUGCACCUCUCUGAAUAUUAACGGUUAAUGGCUGCAGAUCCUGCCUUUGGUGCUAGGAAAGAACGUUGCAGGUAGGUAAACGAGUACAGUCCUUGCCAAGCUGGUGCCCUCCAGAUGUUUUGGACUACAGUUCCCAUCAGCCUGAUGUGCUGACUGGGGUUGGUGGGAGUUGUAGUCCAAAACAUCAGGAGGGCACCAGGUUGGGGAUUAAUAAUAAUAAUACUAAUACCCUACCCAUUUGGCUAGGUUUCCUGGGAAGGAAGGCUGGACCUGGGCUUAUAGAUUCCCCUCUCCCCAUUCUCCUUUCUUUUGUAAUCUUACUUAUUUUUGAUAUAUUUGCCCUGCUUCCGAGCUCAUGUGGCAAAGAGACUGUGGUGUGUGCCUUGCCAUGCUGCCAUUUGUGCACAUCCAAUGAAGCUGGGUGUUGGAUGAUUCCGGGACAGAUACAAGGAAGGACUUACUUCCACGCGGUGCAUAGUUAGACUGUGGAACUCCCUCCCACUGUAGACAGUGCUGGCCACCAACCCGGAUGGCUUUAAAAGAAGAUGGGGGGAGGAGGAGAACCAUCAACUGGCCUCAUCCAGCAGGCUCUCCUUAUGUUCCUAUGCCAGCAAGUCACCUGGAGAUAUUUGCUCUGCCUGUUGUGAAUUUCCACUUGCUGAUAGCGUCCCUGGCCUGGGAUGUGUCAACAGAUCUGUUGCCAGUCUGAUGGGGGAAGGUGUAUGGGUUUUGUUUUGCAAAACAGUGUGAAUGUCCUGAUAGCAGGUGAACAUGGCCGGAGGGAUGAAGUGGACUCCUUUAUAGCUUUGUGAAAAAGGUAAAGGGACCCCUGACCAUUAGGUCCAGUUGCAAACGACUCUGGGGUUGCGGCGCUCAUCUCGCUUUACUGGCCGAGGGAGCCGGCGUACAGCUUCCGGGUCAUGUGGCCAGCAUGACUAAGCCGCUUCUUGCGAACCGGAGCAGCGCACAGAAACACCGUUUAAAUGUACUUUUGUCGGUGUUUGUCCUUUGAUGCUAUGGCCUGUUGGCUAUGCAAAUAAAGUCUUUGUUGUUGUUGUUGAAACACCGUUUACCUUCCCGCCGGAUCGGUACCUAUUUAUCUACUUGCACUUUGACUUGCUUUCGAACUGCUAGGUUGGCAGGAGCAGGGACCGAGAAACGGGAGCUCAACCCGUCCCAGGGAUUCAAACCACCCACCUUCUGAUCGGCAAGUCCUAGACUCUGUGGUUUAACCCACAGCGCCACCCGCAUCCCUUGUGAAAGAGACCCCCUCCUUAAAAAAAAAUUAAAAAAUCCUUCUUUACAUACUUGAAAUAGCCCUGUCUCAAAAGCAGCACAGCUGAUUCUGUGUAACUUACUAUGUCCGCCUGAUGUUUUGGACUAUGGUUUCCAUCACACCCAGCAUUCUACGGCCCUGCUGACUAGGGAAGAUGGGAAUUGCAGUCUUAAAUCAUCUGGAGGGCAAAGGCUGCCCUAGAAUAUUCAGCCUCCAGAGCCUUCCCUUAUAGAAUUGCAAGAUUAUGGAGUUAUAUCUAUUGUAUAAUUACAAUUCUGUAUCGGAAAAUGCAGGGAGGGUGCAUAAGUUAGUGCAGAAGGUUCUUAGUUAAAUCUCUGGCAUCUCCAGUUCCGACCCCAUGCACACACAAACAAAACAAAACAAAACAAAACAAAACAAAACAAAACAGGCAGCAGGACUCUGUACAGAAGACCCAAGAGUGCUGUGCCGGUGUGAUUAGAUGGUAGCAGGCGGAUGGAAAAAUAGCCUGACCUGUUCUGGGGCAGCUUUCUUUGACAAUAGACCUUUAGAGCAUGGGUAGACAAACUAAGACCCAGGGGCCGGAUCCGGCCCAAUCGCCUUCUCAAUCCGGCCCGCUGACGGCCCAGGAACCAGCGUGUUUUUACAUGAGUAGAAUGUAUCCUUUUAUUUAAAAUGCAUCUCUGGGUUAUUUGUGGGGCCUGCCUGGUGUUUUUACAUGAGUAGAAUGUGUGCUUUUAUUUGACAUGCAUCUCUGGGUUAUUUGAGGGGCAUUGGAAUUCGUUCAUUUCCCCCCAAAAAAUUAUAGUCCGGCCCCACACAAGGUCUAUGGGACUGGCCCCCCUGCUGAAGUGAACUGGCCCCCUGCUGGAAAAGUUUGCUGACCCCUGCUUUAGGGAGUCUUGUGACCUUGAGACUACAUCUCCAGGAUGCAAUCAAGAGGCCUAGCAAAAUGGGAAGCUUUUUUAAUACCAAGUCAGACCAUUGGUCCUUCUGGCUCAGUAUUGUCUACACCGAUUGGUUGUGUUUCCCUGGGGUUUCAGACAGGAGUCUCUCCCAUCCAUACCUGGAGAGCCUGAGGACUGAAUAUGGGACCUCCUGCUUGCCCUUCCCUCCCUGACUUCAUAGGACUCUAUAUCCACUGAUAGUUCUUGGCUGCAUGAAGCAGAUGAACUGAAUGUCAAGCUAGCACUUUGCAAUAUAUUUCAGGGUUGAAAGCUCUUUCAGCCAAGCCACACCUGAGCUGGUGUGAACUCUCCCGUGGUAGUUCUCAGGCCUAGUUCUUUAGGUUGCAGUCAUUUCCAAAGGCUGCAAGAUUAAACUCCUUAACCACCUCACAAAGAACAAGUCUCAAACCUGAAGGUUCACAUACUCCAAUGGUGUCGCUUGCCAUGGAGAUAGGAUGUAAUUCUCCUAGGAAAUGCUUAAAGUUUAAGUUCUUAAAAGCAGUUAUGACGAGCCUUCCUGUACACUCCAGGUCAAGUGGUGGGGUGUGUGUGUGAAAAAAUCCACAUUUGUGAACUUUUUUGGAUGCAGCUGGAUGGUAUGCAAAACCCUGAUUGCAACGAUCUUUCAAUUAAUGUGCAAAUGACAAUUAGGAAACAUUUGCAUUCUUUAAUGUGGGUUGUUAUAAUUGUAUGUAUCAGAAAACGUGCCCAGGGCUGCCAACUCCCACCUUGCCUCAAGUAGUCCUAUUGUUGUACCUUGUGGCAAACCCCAAAUUGAAAUACAGAGCACAUUGGCACACUUGUUCCCUUAUUCCCUGCAGACAGGAAUACUAAGAGGAUGUUCUUCGGAAAAGAAAGGCGUGAAUUCUCUGGUGCUAAGGUGCUGUGAAACAUACAAUUGGAUCCUGUCGCGCCCCCGCCCCCCGCCCUGUUUUUCUUUUCAUUAAAAGAGUUUCAACAAUAUGGCGCCCUGCCACCUUAUUCCUCCAAACACUCAGAAGCUGCACUCAGCCACUCUGUUUGCACUGUAGGUGUGUCUCGCCAAAGAAAUAUCUGCAAACUCCCAGUGCAAACAAAGGGGUAGGGUAAGGCUUCUGCUGGGGGCUGGAUCACGUAGGUGUCUUCAUUAGGUGAGGACUGCAGCUGCUUUUCAGGGCUGGCAGUUCACACACUCAGCUCCCAGCCAUGCCAUGUGCGGAGGAGAUGGACAGAGCAAUGUUUUGCCUCUCCGCUCAGAACUCAAGCACUGCCAGGUAACUGUGUACACUUGGUUCUCAAACGUAGAAUGCUCCAGAAGUCCGUUCGACUUCUGAAAUGUUCGAAAACCAAGGUUGCGGCUUACGAUUGGCGCAGGCGCCCUGGAAACAAUAGCCAGCAACUGCAUCGGGUGUUCGGCUUCCGAAAAACAUUCGGAAACCAGAACACUUACUUCUGGGUUUUCGGCGUUCGGGAAAUGAAAUGUUCAAGUACCAAGGCGUUCAAGAACCAAGGUUCCGCUGUACAAGCACCCUUCCCCAAACUGAUGCCCUCCAGUGGUGUAGCGUGGGUUGCCAGUGACCGGGGCAAGCAGGUAUCCUUGGUUCUGCCCGCCGACACGCUGGAACGAAGGGGUAAUAGCUUGGUGGCCUACCCGAGUGGGGGCCAUGGUACCCCGUGAGGGUCAAGCAUGGCGCUGUGCAGAGGGUGCCCUAGCAAACCACCAUUGCCCAAAUCCACUCCUCAGUCUGCCCACACAAACAUUGGGAGACUGUCUGUGUGAGGGGGCAGGGGCACUAUUUUUAUUUAUUUAUGAUUCUUUCCUUUCCUUUCAUUUUGAAGUUUUGUGCCCCUAAUAAUUUGCACCCAGGGCAAGUGCCCCAGUGGCCCCACCCAAGGUAUGUCACACUGCAACUCCCAUCUUCUCCAGCCAACAUGGCUGCAGGAUACUGGGUGAUGGGAGUUGUAGCCCAAGGGUGCCAGGGUGGGAAAUGCUGGUUUACAUAGCCAAAAGGAAGGAUGUGAAUCUGCAAGGCAGCCCGAGGCGGCUGCUUCUCAGUUACUGAAAGAUCCAGGGAUCUCACCUAAAGCCAAAACCAUGUACUGUGGUACCUCGGGUUACAUAUGCUUCAGGUUACAUACGCUUCAGGUUACAGACUCCUCUAACCUAGAAAUAGUACCUCAGGUUAAGAACUUUGCUUCAGGAUGAGAACAGAAAUCGUGCUCCGGCGGUGUGGCAGCAGCAGGAGGCCCCAUUAGCUAGAGUGGUGCUUCAGGUUAAGAACAGUUUCAGGUUAAGAACGGACCUCCGGAACGAAUUAAGUACGUAACCAGAGGUACCACUGUAUUGCCAGUACACAUUGGGUUCAGUGGUGGGUGGGCUUGCCAAAGUCUUUAUUCCCAGAGGCCCGGCCCCUUUCUACUACAGUGGUACCUUCAUUCUCAAACUUAAUCCAUUCCAGAAGUCCGUUUGACUCCCGAAACGUUCGAAAACCAAGGCUGCGGCUUCCGAUUGGCGCAUGAGCCCCAGAAACAAUAGCUGACAACCGCAUUGGGUGUUCGGCUUCUGAAAAAAAAUUGAAAACUGGAACGGUUUUUGGCAUUCGGGAGCCGAUUUGUUUGUCAACUAAGCUGUUCGAGAACCAAGGUUCCACUGUCCUACUACUACUACUACUACUACUAUUUAAUUCUGCCAAGUGUGUAAAGCUGAAUGCACACGUUAAAGGCCCUCGGAGCUGGACCUCAGUGUCUGGGCAGAACGAUGGGGGUGGAGAUGCUCCUUCAGAUAUAAACUGGACCGAGGCCGUUUGGGGCUUUAAAGGUCAGCACCAACACUUUGAAUUGUGCUCGGAAACGUUAGUUAGGUUAGUUUCCAAAGACACCCCCCCCACCUCCUUUCUGUCCAUCAUCUAAGGAAGCAAAAGGCAUUGCUGGAGUUCAAGCCCAGGUCCCAGCCACGCGAAAAAAACACGAAGGGAAGUUGCAAAGCCAGGGGGUGUGUGACUAGAAAAGAGAUGUGGGCUGUAGAGCGUCCUGUGGGCCAUAUUGAGAGGGUUGCAUUCAGUCCCUGUAGCCUCAUCCACUGGUGUAGCUUAAGAAAAGCUGGUGGUGACUCCGGUCUAGUGUUCCAACGCAGUUCUUUUCCUGCACUGGUGCAAACCCACCCGCCAUCUUUGUGAAGGGCAGGGGGAGUGUUUAAUUCUGUGGCACUCAUUUGCCGGCCAGCAGAGAUGGGAACUCGAGGACAGGGGUCGGCAACCUAAGGCCCAUGGGCCACAAGCAGCCCAUGGGGGUUGUUUAAUCAGCCCAUGGACCCCCGCCACCUGCUCAGAUGCCUCCCAUGCACCGCACUAAACUGGUGCAGAGCAGAGGAGGGACCACCUUCCACGGCGCUCGCCGGCUUCCCAUUGGCUGCAGGAAGGUCCUGCAGCCAAUGGGAAGCUGUGCACGCCUCCUCUGCGCAGGAAAUAGCGUUUGCGCAUGCAUGUGUGCGCACUCCGUCCCACUGCGGCGUCUGCAGGACCGUGAACUGGCCCAAGCCACAAAAACUUUGCCGACCCCUGCUCUAGGAGUAUUAAGGGAGGAUAGAUGGGUAGAACUCAUUCACCCUGUCAAGGAAAAAUUCCUCCAACUCAAUACGUGCCCAAAUUCUAAGAAUGCUCAGAUUUCAUCUCACUUUUUAUUUAUUUCCUCCUUUAAAGAAACUGUCCCUAGUGAUUCUAUACUAUGUUUUUGGGGGGCGGGGAAACACCAAAUGCCUAGAAAUUCGUGAUCUGUUUGGCUCACAUCCUGUGGCUUCCCAUAUGCCCCCGUUGUAAGCAACUUUUGUGCAAUUCAGACUUUGCGCAACAAGGCCAGCCCUGGGUCUGCACUCUCUGUUUUCUGCCUUUGCCAACUUUGGCCCUUUUCUCUCUGUUUGCGGUCCCAAUUUCUCCCUCUCCUCCCGCCCAGGUUUGUGCUGUAACCUAUAGAGAACUAGCAGGACACCUUGGUUAGAAUCCUGGUCUAGGACCUGGGAGACCAGGGUUCAUAUCCCUGAUGAGCCAUGAAGCCGGCCAAGUCUAACCUACCUCACAGGACUGUUGUGAGGAUAAAUGGGAGGGUGGAAGGUGUGUUUACACCACCUUGAGAGCCUUUGAAAUAAAAUGGGAUAUACAUCUAGUGCUAAUAAAAGCUAUUUAGGCCUUUCUCACUCCCUGUUGGGUGUGGGUGCGUUUUCUGCAGACCAAAAGCCUCGGAUCGAUAGUCUAGAUAGCGCGGCCCUCAGCCUCCAGCUGGCGCUCAGGCAGGUGCGCCCUUGGCGACGCGCAGGUAACUUGCCGCCGCUCCUGGAAGCUCCGCUGCGCGCCACCUCCCUCCAGCCAGGUGCCUCUGCCGCCCGCCCGCCCCAUCCACCGGCCCCUUCCGCGCGCCAGCGGCGGGUUUCUCUCCUUUUGCGCGCCCGCCACUCCCUUCCGCGCGCGGGGACUCCAUUCCGGGGGCUGCCUGCAGCCGCGUACGUGAGGCAGCCUGUGCCGGGGACAGCCGAGGGGAGGGGACUGGAGGAGGAGGAGGAGGCGGCGGCGGCGGCGAGGGCGGAGGGAGCGGGCGAGCCGCGGCGGAGCUGGAAGGGGAAUUUCAAAACAAGCUGCGCGAGGGAAGGAGGGAGCCGAGCUGGCAGGCGAGGCGGAGCGCGCGCGGAGCUGGUAAGCCGGGGAGGGGGCGCCCGUCGGGGGCUGGCGGCGCGGGCGUGGGGACUGAUGGGGGUGGGGAGGGCUGGUUGUGCGGGUGGGCAACGCUGCUCUUGCAGCUGCACGGCGGUGAGAGAGGGGUGUGUGCGAGGGGGCGCGCCGGCGACGCAAUCCUCUCGCGCUGCGCCCUUGCGCCCGUGCGCCCUAGCCAAGCUGCACGGGCCACUCCGCGCUGCCCGAAGGUGCGCACUCUUUCUCUCUCCACGCGUGCCUCCCUCGAGUCCUCCCCUCCUGCCGUGGCAUGCAGCACCCCCCUCUUCUUCCAGGGAGGGCGAUCGUGCGUGGAUCCCCCCUCCCUCUCCAACCGUGCAACCUCCACUUGCGCGCCCCCGAUCGCUGCUUCUCAUUCGCGACUGCAGCCCCGGGCGCCUCCGCUUUCCCCUCGACGGGUUCUCGCCCGCCCUUUUGCUUUCCCCGCUGCAGGAAGCCCUUCUCCGCCGCCGCCUCCGCGGCUUUUUGCGCGCACACACGCCCGCCAUCGCCGGUGAUCGCGGAGUGCGCACUUGUGUUUUGCUCCCCGCGUGUUCGCCACGCCUCCGGGCCGUGGCGCUGUUUUGCACGGGCGGCGCGCGGCAAGGAGGCACCCGCGGGCGCUUUGGGCCCGGCACACCCCCUUCUCGCCUCCGCGGCCGAGCCUUCCCCGCACCCCCACGGGCCAGCUGGCACGCCCACCCCCGGGACAGCCGGGCUGUGGCACCGCGCGGAACGGUGGAUGGUGGCGGACACGGGUCGGCAUGCGCCACGCCCCCUCCCCUCGCGGCCAUGUCGCGGUAGUGCACGGACCUCGCACCCCUCCCCGCGGGGACCUGAUCCUGCCUCGCGAGUGGCGCCGUGCGUCCGGCAGGCCGCUUCCUCGGGGCGCGCCCGCGGGCAUUAGCAAGGCGCCUCGAUCGAAUGAGCUUGGGAGCUUCCGCACGGACUGGGGCUUUAGGCAUUUAGGUUGGUGAUCGUUUGGGGCAUUCUGCCUGCAGAGGAGAAGCUUUGCCGGUGAGCUGCGGCCCUGAUCCGUGGCGAAGCAGGGGUCACCCCCUCUCGCCAAGAUCCGCUUGUUUGCUGCAUUUCUAGCCCGUGUUUACCUCCAAGGAGCUGAAGGUGGCAUGCAUGGUUCUCCCGCACCUUUAACCCACACAACAACCUUGCGAGGUCGGGCACCCAGUGGCUUCCAUGACCAAGCGGGGGAUUUGAGCCCUGGUUUUCACCAGGUCCUCCUCUGACGCUCUAACCACUGGGCCACACUGCCUCAAGUGGAGAUGCUAGGGAACGAGGGAGGGACUUUCCGCAUACAUUGCAAAGUGGCUGCCGAUUAUUUUCCAGACCUAAUUCAAAGUGCUUGUUUUGAUCUAUAAUGACUUUUACGGCUCAGGACCGCAAGACCGCAGGGACCACCUCUCCCCAUAUAAACUGUCCCGGAUUCUUCCUCCCCCGGGAGGUCCGGAGGGUGGCAACGGAAGAACGGGCCUUUUCUGUGGUGGCUCCCCCUUUGUAGAAUUCUCUUCCCAGGGAGGUUUGUCUGGCAUUUUUGUUAUACUGUAUAUUUUUUAGGGGCCAGGCAAAGACGUUCCUCUUCCACCAGGCCUUGGGCUGAUUAAUAUCCUACAGCCUUUUAAAUGUACCUGUGGGGAAGGGGGUGUUGCUGUUUUGCUGUUCUGUUUUUAUUAUUUACUUGUGUUUUUACCUUGUAUUCAAUUCUGUGAACCGCCAUCAGAUGAUGAUGAUAAUAAUAAUAAUAAUAAUAAUAAUAUUUAUAUCCCACCCAUCUGGCUGGGUUUCCCCAGCUACUCUGGGCGGCUUCCAACAGAAUAUUAAAAUACAAUAGUCAGUUAAACAUUAAAAGCUUCCUUAAACAGGGCUGCCUUCAGAUGUCUUUUAAAAGUCAGAUAGUUGUUUAUUUCCUUGACAUCUGAUGGGAGGGUGUUCCACAGGGCGGGUGCCACUACCGAGAAGGCCCUCUGCCUGGUUCCCUGUAACUUGGUUUCUCACAGUGAGGGAACCGCCAGAAGGACCUCGGUGCUGGACCUCAGUGUCUGGGCUGAAUGAUGGGGGUGGAGACGCUCCUUCAGGUAUACAGUGGACGCUCGGGUUGCGAACGUGAUCUGUGUGGGAUGCACAUUUGUAACCCGCGUCUGCGCACGCGCGGCUUGCGAUUCGGUGCUUCUGCGCAUGCGCGACCGCCGAAACCCGGAAGUAACCCGUUCCAGUACUUCCGGGUUUCGGCAGUCCGCAACCUGAAGCAGACGCAACGUGAGGUAUGACUGUACUGGACCGAGGCCGUUUAGGGCUUUAAAAGUCAGCACCAACACUUUGAAUUGUGCUCAUCUUUGGAUGAAGGGCGGUAUAUAAGUUUAACAAAUAACAGUGAAAUAAUAAUAAUAAUGUGAUGGGCCAGUCAUGGCCUAGGUAGGCUAAUAGUUUGAUCUGGGGUAGGAUAGCUCCUUGCACAUUGAGGGAUGGAGAUUCUGGUGUUCCCCUUCAAGACAUUGCUGGACUCCCAACUCCCAUAAGCCUUAGCAGCCAGCCUGGCCAAUGGUCAGAGAUAAUGGGAGUUCUAGUCCAGCAGCAUUGGAAUGGCCACGCAUGUUCCCUCACAGGAAUUCUUGGUGGGGAGGCAGGCAGGGCCUUCUUGGUGGCUGCUCCCAGACUUUGGAACUCCCUUCUAGACUGGCUCACUCCUUGUUGUCCUUUGGGAACAGGGCCGUCUUAAGCAUACCUGGCGCCGCGGUGCAAAGAUCCCUCUGGCGCCCCCCCUUUCCCAGAGUUGACCUUUUUUUAGGGCUGGAGGAGGCGGGCAGCAGCUGGAGGGCGGCUCCUCUGGCGGGGAAAAGGCGGAGUCUGGACGUGGCACCUCCUGGCUCAGCUGGCUGCUUUGUGCCUCGGUGGCCAGGGCAGGCAGCACACCGAGCGAGCGGGACUGCGCCGAGCGAGCGAGGGCGCAUGCGCCGCUUCUGCCAAGCACCAGCUUGGUCUUUUCCCUUUUAGCCUUCUGGUGCCCCGCAGAAUUUGGCGCCUGCAGGAUAAAAGGGAAAAAACCGAGCCGACACUCGGCAGGAGCGGCGCACGCACCCUCACUCACUCAGCGCGCUCGUUCGGUGUUCCCCAGACUCUCGCCUGGCGCCCUCCAGAACUUGGCGCCCUGCGCCACUAGCCUCAAUGGGUAAGACGGGCCAGUUUGGGAACAGAAUUGUGUUUCAAGCAAAGGGCUUUUAAGUGUGCUUUUAAGAGUAUGAUUGCCUUUUAGUGUUGGUCUUUCAUGCUUUUUUACCUUUCUAUAUUUUAUAUGAGCUGUUGUUUAAAUUUGCGUUAGCCAUCUUGAGUCCUGGCCUGGGGGAAAGGCACAAUAUAAAUACAGUGGUACCUCAGGUUAAGUACUUAAUUCGUUCAGGAGGUCCGUUCUUAACCUGAAACUGUUCUUAACCUGAAGCACCACUUUAGCUAAUGGGGCCUCCUGCUGCCGCCGUAGCACGAUUUCCGUUCUCAUCGUGAAGCAAAGUUCUUAACCUGAAGCACUAUUUCUGGGUUAGUGGAGUAUGUAACCUGAAGCGUAUGUAACCUGAAGCGUCUGUAACUCGAGGUACCACUGUAAGUAUUAUAAUAAAAACUGCCCUGAGAUUUCCACGUAUAGGGCGGUAUAUAAAUUAAAUAAAUAAUAAUAAUAAGAAAUAAAACUUGUCAUACUCAUUCGGUAGAGCAUGAGACUAUUAAUCUCAGGGUUGUGGGUUCGAGCCCUAUGCAGGGGGUUGGACUAGAUGACCCUUGUGGUCCCAACCCUGUAAUUCUAUGAUCCUACUCAUUGGGUGACAGGCCCCUUUAGGGCAGCCACUGCACUUUGAGAUUUCCAGUCCUUUCUCCCCCAUUAUGGUUUUGCUCACAUACACAACGCUGCAACAUCUGGAUGGCCCUUCGCCGUGCAACUUUUUUCUCCUGGUCUGGUUUAGGCCUGAGUGUGUCUACUCAGAAGUAAGCCUGUUGAACUCUCAGGCAAGUGUGCUUGGGAUGGCAACCAGGGCCUUACUUCUGCCGUCUUCCUGAGGCUCUCAUGAAGUGGCCACCUGUCAGGGAUCCUUUAGUUGCGAUUCCCGGAUCGCAGGGGGUUGGACUAGAUGACCCUUGGGGGCCUCCCUGCGCUACAAUUCUGCGAUUCUGUGGCCUGCUCUUUGCCAGUGGGGUUGUGGGUCCCGGCCCCAAGGCUGGCUAGAGUCCCUGCCCCUCUUAUUUCAGAAGUGCUGAAGUGUCUUAAGGCCACCCAUGAAGCUUUUGGGAGGCUGUAGGCCACGGAGACCUCUUAAUUUUCUGGCUGGUGGGGUAAAGGAGGGUAGUUUUGUCAGCGUGGCCUUCAGCUGCUGACUCCUGUAGAGCAAACCUUGACUGUGGCCCUUUCAGGCUAUGAAUGAGAGCAGGCUGCCUCGAAUGCAGAAAAUGGCCUUGUGGCCACUCCUCUCUUCCUCCUUCCACUCUUCUCUGCCCUCUUCAAAUAUCUCAAGGGCUUUUCACAAGCUUCUCCCCUCCUGCUCUCGAGGGUAGUACCUGAACCAAUGGAUUCAAGUUCCAAGAAGGGAGAUUCCGGCUAAAUUUCUGACGGUGAGAGCCGUUCGACAGUGGAACAGACCCCCUCCGAAAGUGGUGGGCUCUCCUUCCUUGGAGAGCUUUAAACAGAGAUCAGAUGGCCAUCUGCCAAGGAUUUUUCAGCUGCAACUCCUGUAUUGCAGGGGGUUGGACUAGAUGACCCUUGGGACCCAUUCCUAACUCUACGAUUCUCUGAAUCUUUUUUUUUUAAAAGAAAAUUAUUAGUUUUUUUAACAUAUCAUUUUCCACAAUUAUUAAACAUACUUUUACAGCUUAUACAUUUUUUUGACUUCCAUCAAUCACAUCUGAAAAUUUUCCAAUCUUUUCAUUUAAUUUACAUUUCUAACUUUCACUGUUACAUUCAAAUGCCAUAACAAAUGUCUCUCUUCUUUCUCUUCUUUGCAAUCUUUCAUAUAUUCCUCCUUACAAAACUUCUUGUAGUCCUACUAGCGUAGUUUGUUGAUUACAGUUGCUCUUCAAAUAGUUCGUAUAUUUCUUCCAAUCUUACGUAAAUCUCUGGUCCCGCAGGUUUCGAAUCCUUCCUUUUUAUCCAAUUCUGCGUAGUCCGUUAAUUUCGUCUGCCAUUCUUCUUUAGUCGGAAUUUCUUCUUUCUUCCAUUUCUGGGCCAGCAAUGCUCUUGCUGCUGUUGUUGCAUAUAAAAACAAUUUAACUUCCUGUCUAUGAAUCUUUUUGGGCCCAGCUGCGGAAAGGAUUGGAGCUGAGUGUUUUGGUGUCAGGUCCUUUUGAGAUGGGUUUUGCCUCCUUCUCCCGUGAAUUCUCCUACUCUCUUCUAGAUUAUAUCUCAGGUCUUUUCCCUGGGAAGAUCUGUGGUCGUUCUGAGUGACACGGCCACCUUCCUUGGGCUCUACCUAAUGCCACGAUGGAACUGAACUGAAUUUAUUGGCUUUAUAGCAUACCUUUUCCUCCAAGGAGCUCAAAGUGGUGUAUAAUCAUACCUCGGGUUACAGCUGCUUCAGGUUGUGUUUUUUUGGGUUACAGACCCGCCGAAACCCGGAAGUACUAGAACGAGUUACUUAUGGGUUUCGGCGGCUGCGCAUGCACAGAAGCGCUAAAUUGCGCUUUGCGCAUGUUCAGAAGCACCGAAUUGCAACCUGCACGUGCGCAGACGCACCACUGCGGGUUGUGAACGCUGUGGGUUGCAUCCCGCACGGAUCACGUUCGCAACCCGAGUGUCCACUGUACAUGUCUCUCCCCGCCUCGUUUAAUCCCAGCAACAACCUUGUAACGUAGGCUAGCCUGAGAGGCCCACAGUCAGUAAGUAAGCUUUGUGUCUGAAGGGGGAUUUGAACCCACGUCUCCCAGGCAGCGUUCGAAAUCUGCCAGACGUGUUUUGCACCCGACAGUUCGAAAGCACGUCAAAGUAGAUAAAUAGGUACUGCUCCGGUGGGAAGGUAAACUACGUUUCUGUGUGUUGUUCUGGUUUUGCCAGAAGCGGCUUAGUCAUGCUGGCCACAUGACCUGGAAAUAAUAAUAAUAAUAAUAAUAAUAAUAAUAAUAAUAAUAAUUUAUUAUUUAUACCCCGCCCGUCUGGCUGGGCUUCCCCAGCCACUCUGGGUGGCUUCCAACAAAAUAUUAAAAUACAGUAAUACACCAAACAUUAAAAGCUUCCCUAAACAGGGCUGCCUUCAGAUGUCUUCUAAAAGUCUGGUAUUUUUCUCUUUGACAUCUGCUGGGAGGGCGUUUCACAGGGCUGGUGCCACCACCGAGAAGGCCCUCUGCCUGGUUCCCUGUAACUUGGCUUCUCUCAAUGAGGGAACUGCCAGAAGGCCCUCGGUGGUGGACCUCAGUGUCCAGGUAGAACGUGAAAAACCGUCUAUGGACAAAACGUCAGCUCCCUCGGCCAGUAAAGCGAGAUGAGCGCCGCAACCCCAGAGUCGUUCGCGACUGGACUUAACUGUCAGAGGUCCUUUACCUUUACAUCAGCCACUGGCGACCAAGUGUAGAUGUCCGGGGGGCCAGGAUGGUGCCCGCCGUCUCCUUCACCUGGAGCUGCAUUCCUGGGGAAUCCUUGGGUCUGGCCUGUUUUCACACACUAGCAAUGCCUCCCGUUGAAUUCCGUUACGUUUUUUAUCUGCACAACGAAUGAACUUCAGGAACAGAGAAGCCAUCUUGAAAAAUACGACUUUCGAGACGCCUAGCCCCCAAAUGGCAACUAGGCAUUCCGUUUUGGCGCCUGUAAACCCUGGUUUAAGGAGCCGUUUGGCUCCUAGCUGAUAUAUCUGAGCUUCUAAGAUUGCUCCCAGGUCUGGCACACUAUGCAGAUUGCCACACCUUUAUUUGGCUGGCAGCUCUUUAUAUGCCCAAUAGUAUACCUGGCUGCUCUUUUUGUAUGCUCACCUGUGUGGGUGUCUGUGCCACUGACGCAAAACAUAGGUAGUCUGGAGCCGGGGAGGAAUCGCCUCUUCGGAGCGUCUUUUUGGCAGGCGUCUGGUUCUGUGUGAUUUCCCCCCUCUUAAACCACAGAUGACUAUCGCAGGCGUAAUUUCAAGAGGAACAAGCCAUGUUAGCUGUUGCAGCACGCAGCAAAUGGCUCCGGUGGCACCUUGGGCGUCUAGCCCAUUUUGCACGAGACCUUCUGCCACGAUAAAAUCGGUUGUCGCAAGGCCGCACGGUGUCACAAGACCUGUCGUCAUCUUGCCACAGAAAUGCCACACGGGGUGCCUAAAAAUCCUUCUGCGUUAGAAACUUGCGUGGGCUUCAGAAUGACGGUAGGCUCACACGAAACUGCUUUCUUUGGAGGAUAGAGUUACGUGCAGCAAGCGGCAAUAGCAAAAUGAUAGAAUGCCCUUCAUCUCCCUGCACAUGGAAAGCUAGCAGGUCAAGGAUAGUUUGCUAUGUGUCAGGAGGUUGUUUUCUGUGGCAGUCGACCGAUUCUUAUUGACAACUCUCUUUAAAAAUGUUUUUAUCUAUGCAGUUGUUUUAACUGGUUUUAUGUAUAUAAACUAUUUUAAUUAUGUUGUAAAUUGCUUUAGGAUGCUGCUGUAUUUGUUUGUUAUUAUGGUAUGUGUUCUUCUGUCGUUAUAUUGUAAACUGCCCUGGGGUCUUCAAAUGCGGGGUGGUGUAGAAAUCUAAUAGUAAUAAAAAUAAUUAAUUUGGCUUUUUGUGCACUGUGCCGACUGGCUUGCCACCGUAACAUCACAAAUAUAUCUUUCCCCAGAACCAAAGUGUUCUAAAGCCAGGUUUGAGGCACUCAGCCUUAUCUAUACUCACCUUUGGCAAUUUGCUCUACCUUGCCUAUAGUUUUGUCACCUCUAAAAGGGGCGUAAUUUUAAAGGUGGUCAGUAAGUCAUAUCCUAGCCCUCACUUCCCACCGGAAAGGACCGUGGGAGGAAGGGAUACUAUCACCACUGCCACCCCCACCUAUUUUCCUCUUCCCUCUCAACCCAUUUUCCUUUUGUGUCGUGUCUUUUUUUCCAGUUUUGUAGGCAGGAAUGACAUUAUGAAUGAUAGUUCCAAGCCGAUCUGGGCAAUGGGAUCAAAUGCUUUCAGCAGCUUUCCAGUAGGCUAUAUAUGCGCUGAGGGACGCGGGUGGCGCUGUGGGUUAAACCACAGAGCCUAGGACUUGAAGAUCAGAAGGUUGGCGGUUCGAAUCCCCGCAAUGGGGUGAGCUCCCGUUGCUCGGUCCCUGCUCCUGCCAACCUAGCAGUUCAAAAGCACGUCACAGUGCAAGUAGAUAAAUAGGUACCGCUCUGGCGGGAAACUGCAUUUCCGUGCGCUGCUCUGGUUCGCCAGAAGCGGCUUAGUCCUGCUGGCCACAUGACCCGGAAGCUGUACGCCGGCUCCCUUGGCCAAUGAAGCGAGAUGAGCACCGCAACCCCAGAGUCGGCCACGACUGGACCUAAUGGUCAGGGGUCCCUUUACCUUUACCUGUAUAUUCGUUGCGUGUGUUCCACCGGCCCUUCAAGCUCCCCUAUCUCCUUCUCCUCUUGCACCCUGGGUGCCCUUUUCUAAUAUCCCAUUGCCGGCUCCUUUCUGCCUCUGGGCAAGAGCGCCACACCCCCCUCUGUGUAACCACCCUCCUCCCUGUCUCUCUGCCGGAAUAUGCUGAGGCUGUCAGAUCUAAGUUUACAAGCUGCAGGCUUUCCUUCAGAGAGAGCUGCUAAUCCUUCCCUUUUCCUUCCUGGAGACUUUGACUGUUAACUCUUUCGCGCAGCGGCCUUUAGGAAAAGAGUGGCGUAGCUGAGCAGCAGAACAUCUGCUUGGCAUGCGGAAAGACCCACGUUCUGAACAUCUCUAUUUUUUAAAAAAAUAUUUUUAUUGGUUUUUAACAUACAAAAUUAUAAAACAUACCACACAAUUUAUCACAAAUACAUUCUUAUUGGACUUCCAUCAGCACCUCUGAUAGUCCUCCGUCUUAAUCACCUCUUACGCAUUUCCUAACUUAAUAUUGCCUUUACAUCUCUUAACAUAUCGCAUCUCCUUCUCAAUUUUUGCAAUAUUUCUAAUAUUAUUCCUCACAGAACUUCUUGCAAACCUACAAACGUCGUCUGAUCAUCACAAAUACUUUUCAAAUAAUCCGUAAAUUUACUCCAGUCCUUGGUAAACUUCUGGUCCCGCCGGUUUCGGAUCCUUCCCGUUAGUUUAUCAAGUUCCGCAUAGUCCGUUAAUUUCAUCCUCCAUUCUUCCAUCGUUGGUAAUUCUUCUUGCUUCCAUUUUUGGGCCAAUAGUAUUCUUGCCGCUGUUACUGCAUAUAGAAAAAGCUUACAUUCCUUUCUAUUUAUAUCGUUUCCAACAAUACCCAAAAGAAAUGCUUCUGGUUUCUUUAUAAAUGUAUAUUUCAACAUUUUUUUCAACUCAUUAUAUAUCAUCUCCCAGAAGCAUUUCACCUUUUUACAUUCCCACCACAUGUGAUAAAAUGUUCCCUCUUUUUCCUUACAUUUCCAACAUUUAACGUUCUGACCAUCUCUAGGAUGGACUCGGAAAGGUUCCUUUGCCUGAAACACUGAAGUGCUUCUGCCGGUCAGUGUCAACGGUAUUGAGCUAAAUGGGUCAGAGGCCUGGUUGCUAUAUUGCAGCUUUCUCUGUCCUGCGAAUGGCCCUGGCACAGUGGCAAAGCUUUUUCCUUGCAGGGAGAAAGUCCCAGGCUUGACCCACAACCUCUCCAAUAAGGACUGAGAAAUACUCAGUGCCCGAAACUCAGAGAGCAGCUGUCAGUCAAUGUAGAUCACAUCAGUGGAUCUCAAACCUUUUUCUCUGGGCCACUCUUUCAGAAUGAAAAUUUGCCGCGCCGAUUUUUUUAUCGAUAAGGAAUAGGCCGGAAAACAAAAAGAAACAACAGUGCUUGAUUUAUAAUAUAGAACACAACUACUUCAUAAUAUUAUCAGAAAGUAUAAAACAACACAGCUACCUAAGAACACAAAUCAUUCCCAAAAUAUAAUUAGAAACAGGCCUCUUACAUAUGUACCUUAAGUAUGUCUACUCUACAAACUCAAUCAGAGGCGUGAGCUUGCUUUUGCCGGCUGAUUUCAUUUAUAUUAGGUUUAAUUUGAGCAAGCAAACUCUCCUCCUUGUUGUUGUUUAAUCGUUUAGUCGUGUCCGCCUCUUCGUGACCCCCUGGACCAGAGCAUGCCAGGCACUCCUGUCUUCCACUGCCUCCCGCAGUUUGGUCAAACUCAUGCUGGUGGCUUCGAGAACACUGUCCCACCAUCUCGUCCUCUGUCGUCCCCUUCUCCUUGUGCCCUCCAUCUUUCCCAACAUCAGGGUCUUUCCCAGGGAGUCUUCUCUUCUCAUGAGGUGGCCAAAGUCCUGGAGCCUCAGCUUCAGGAUCUGUCCUUCCAGUGAGCGCUCAGGGCCGAUUUCCUUCAGAAUGGAGAGGUUUCAUCUUCAAUGGAUAGGUUUGACUCUCCUCCUAUUCGGCACAAAUAAGCCUUUCACUUUUCUGAUCUGUCAUAUUUGUCAGAGUUGAAAAUUGCGGCUCACAAUAAUAUGUCGCAGAGAACUGUAGAAUAGCCAAUGCUUUUGAAGAGAGUCAUUUUGGUUGUAUAUCCAGAAGGAGUCCAGCGGCAUACUGCCGUGUGAAACUGAGACUUGGAUAGCUGUCCACAUAUUGUUGACUAACUUUCUUUUUUGGCGGUUUGCUCGUCGAGUCUUCUGCAGCGCUCUGUUCGAACAGCGAUUCUGGAUCUUGAUUAGGAUUGUCCUCAGUUUUGCUUGAUGCUCUUGCUCCCGUUUUGAAAGGAAAUCUACCCAUAUUCUGCAAAUAAAUUAAAAAAUACUUUGAUAAUGUAGUAUACAGUGGUAACUUGGUUCUCAAACGCCUUGGUACUCAAACAAGUUGGAACCCAAGCGUUGCAAAGCCAGAAGUAAGUGUUCUAGUUUACGAACUUUUUUCAGAAGCCGAGUAUGCUCCGUUUUGAGUGUUACAAUGAGUUCUGUCUGCUUUUGCUAUUUAUUUUGCCUUUUUGUUUUUGCAGCUCUUUUUGUUCUGUUUUUGUGACUGCGUGGAACCCAGUUCAGCUACUGACUGACUGCUUGUGUGACUGCAGUACGUUGUUUAUUGCUUUCAUUUCAUGGAUCAGUGGUCUCGUUAAAUAGUAAAAUCCAUGUUAAAUUGCUGUUUUAGGGGUUGUUUUUAAAAGUCUGGAACGGAUUAAUCCAUUUUGCAUUACUUUCUAUGGGAAAGCGCACCUUGGUUUUGGAACGCUUUGGUUUUGGAACAGACUUCCGGAACGGAUUAAGUUUGAGAACCAAGGUACCACUGUGCUGCACUGAAAUGUUUCCAUGUUUAUCUGAUUGUCCUUGAAUCUUCCCUCCACACUUGCCUUCCUCUCUUGCCGUUUUAACCUCACUGUGUGCUGUGUUGCAUAUGUUAUCUUUGCAAAUAUGUACAUAGCCGCUAAGCAGGGCAAUCUCACCUGGACGUAAGCUGUACGGAAUUCGGUGGGAUUUACCUCUGAGGAAACGUGUACAGGAUUGCGAUGUUACAAAUCAUUUGGGGGGGAAAUGUUGUGCUCAGGUUCCGAGAGGGCAACCUGUGAACCUCAAAACGCUUGGCUCAAAUCUCAGCUGAGGAUUUUGUGGGUGAUUGCCACCUGCCUCAGUUCCUCUGUCUGCAGUAUGGGAGCAAGAACGCGUCUCUCAAAGUUGUGUGUUAACACAUGUCUUUGUGAUGUGCUUUUGGUACUUAAUCAGUGCUCACGGCUGGAGGUUGUUUUUUUUUAAACAAUAAUAUUUAUUAAGUUUCAUAUAAAAGCACAACUUCAACAUAACAGAAAAAGGUAAAACAACAAUGAGAAAAAAGAAAAGGAAAAAACCCAAAGAAGUAAAACGUUUCCAACCCCAUAAUACCACCACAUACAUAGAUACAAUAAAACUUGAUGAAUUAAAAUCCAACUUCAUAAACAUAUUACUUGACUUCCUCAAAUCUCUUCCAACUGAAUUUCUUUGUAAUUGAUUGUAGCAGUUUCCAAUAUCAUUAUUUCAUAUAACAAUAAUCCGGUCAUAAUCAUAUUUCCUAACUUUUCUUAUGGAAUAAUUUUUAUUUAUUUAUUUAGUCCCUAUUUAAUCCCAAGCCUAAUUAAUUCUUUCAAGUAGUUACAAAUCUUUAAUAUUACAAUAUUUAUUCAAAUAAUAUUUAAAUUUCUUCCAUUCUUCUUGAUAUUCCUCUUCUUUCUGGUCGCAGAUUCUCCAGGUCGGCUGGAGGUUGUUAUAGUGGUUGCAACAUUGCAUAGCCUAGUUUAAUGUUGUGUAGCCUAUUAAUAAUGAUAAUAUUUAUUUGUUUAUAGCAUUGCUAUUCUGCAUCAUGGGGUGGUUGUAUUAGACAACGUCCCUUCCAACUUGAGGGGGUCUUUGUGGAUCUCCCCCUCCUUAUUUAACCCCCACAACAACUGUGAGGUAGGCUAGGCUGAGAGGCAGGGACUGGCCCCCAGGGGCACCCAGUGAACGUCGAGUGGCGAGAUUUGAACCCAGGUCCCUCCCAGGUGCUAGUCUGACUGACAAUCUUCACCACUGGCUCUCUAGAUAAGGACAGAAUGGUAACAUCUCAAUGGUAGUAGCAUUUCACGUUUCACCUGCAUUUAAAUGGCCAAGCAAAUUUUGCAGAGGUUGUGUAUGGUACUUCAAUUUUUAUUUUAUUUUUUAAAAAUACAUACAGAAGCUAACGGUGCGGUCCUGUGCGUGUUUACUUGGAAGUAAGUUCCGCUGUCUUCAGUGGGACUUACUCCCAGGCAAGGAGUCUAGAGUCAGCAGCCUAGGCGGGCCUUACUUACGAGUAGGUCCCCUUGAAGACAGCAAAGACCUCUGCCUUGCGACUCAAAACACAACCUUGCGGCACAAAACUUGUGACAUCCCCUGUGAAAUUUCGGGUCACUGGCAGCUGUGUGGGUGGGUGACCAAACUCAAUAUUUGCUGACUGGAAUAAAACUUUGGCACCAGGAAACUGGAUUUCGAAAUUCACGGGUUGCGUUCUGAUGGCCUCCGGGAUGAGUUUACCUGCGUUUUGAGGUGUGAGUUGUCACUUCCUCUCCAUUGACCUGGGAGCCUAAGACCUGGACAUUGUACUUUUGAAGAUGAACAAGUUGUGUGUUUUUUUACACACAGACACAGAAUUUUGAAUCCCGUGAUACUUUGCCUGCUCUGAAUAGUCUUAAUAUAGUUUUUACAGUUGCUUUCAAUCAAAGAGUUAAAAUUUUGCUCAAAAAUGCUUCGGGCGUAACAGACUUUCUGGAGUGCUUCAGUAAAUAGUUGGUGUUGGGUUUUUUUGAGGCAUUUUUUUAAAGGUUUGCUUUACUUGGUUUCCUAGACAUUUCACCAUUCAGUGCUAGUUGUAUAGGGCACAGUUUUUGCAAUUUUCCUGCCCCCUACGGACCACUUGAAAAUUGUGGAGGGUCUUGAUGGACGACUUAAAUCUUUCUCUAUAACGCAGCGUGCAAGGAGCUGUACGAUUUUCAAAAAAUUUUUUAACAGAGCAGCUGAAAAGCUUGUGGACCGCUGGUAUAUUAAAACAACGAAUCGUUUAAAUUUUAUAUUACGUCUUUUUGAUUUUAAUGAUCUUUUCUAUUUGUGUGUAUGUGUGUGUAUGUUUCAUGUUUCAUCUGUUGUUUUAAUUUGUGUAAGCCAGUCUUGGGGGGGGGGGGAGGCAGGAUAUAAAUAAAUGCGAUGAUAAUGAUGAUAAUCUGAAGGCAGCCCUGUUUAGGGAAGUUUUUAAUGUUGGAUGUUUUAUCGUGUUUUCUACAUUUCUGCUGAGAGCUGACCAGAGUGGCUGGGGAAACCCAGCCAGAUGAGUGGGGUAAAGGUAAAGGGAUCCCUGACCGUUAAGUCCAGUUGCUUACGACUCUGGGGUUGCGGCGCUCAUCUCACCUUAUUGGCCAAGGGAGCCGGCGUACAGCUUCCGGGUCAUGUGGCCAGCAGGACUAAGCCGCUUCUGGCGAACCAGAGCAGCGCAUGGAAACGCCGUUUACCUUCCCGCCGGAGCGGUGCCUAUUUAUCUACUUGCACUUUGAGGUGCUUUUGAACUGCUAGGUGGGCAGGAGCAGGGACCGAGCAACGGGAGCUCACCCGGUCGCGGGGAUUCGAACCGCCGACCUUCUGAUCAGCAAGUCCUAGGCUCAGUGGUUUAGACCACAGUGCCACCCGUGCACUGUCAUACCUCGGGUUAAAGUCGCUUCAGGUUGAGCGUUUUCAGGUUGUACUCCAUGGCGACCUGGAAGUAACGGAAUGCGUUACUUCCGGUUUUCACCGCUUGCUCAUGCGCAGACGCUCAAAAUGAUGGCACGUGCAGAAGCGGCGAAUCGUGACCUGUGCACACGCAGACGCAGGUUGCGUUCUGCUGUGGAUGCGAACGGGGCUCCGGAACGGAUCCUGUUCGCAUCCAGAGGUACCACUGUAUUAUUAUUUAUAAUAAUGGUAGUAGUAGUAGUAAAAAAAUAAAUAAAACCAACAUAAAAAUAUAAUAAACAGCAGCACUGGCUGUUGUCCUGCUGCCUCCCUGUGGAGGGUGGGGCACAUUGAGGCUUUUGUUGUGUGAGCAGAGCAUGGGACCAGACCUAAUCUUCUGAUUUACUCAUUGGGUGACCCACCCACCUGUCCGCCCCCUGCAGGUAUUGCAGGUAUGCAGUGCUCUUGCAAAGAGAAGGGGUGUGUGAGAGAGAUGGAGAAACAAAGAACAGAAUGGAAGCAGAGAGGGGAGGCGUUGGCUGUCCUGGUUGACUUUUUCUUAUUCAUAGCUUUAUCGCCGUAUCUUUUUGUAAACAACCACCGGGGAAUCUCCCUGCAGGGUGCUGUGGGGGAAAGCCUUCGCCCGUGUGGUUCUCAACAGAUUACAGUCUCUUGCAGACAGUCACAAUGCGGCUUUAGAGCUCAGAGGUCGACAGUCGACAUGAUUUCCUCGUUGCGCCAGCGGCAGGGAAAUGCCAAGGGCACAGAAGCCCCCAGGACAGCAUCGCCUUCGUAGACCUGAUGGAGGCCUUUGACCUCGUCGGCCAAAAAGGACUCUUCACUCUGCUCAAUGAGAUUUCCACCUGAGCUUUGCAAGAAGAUUGUAUCCUUCUGCAAGAACACACAGCACUAUACAAUAGGAUGGACACCUUCCCUACAGAGAGUGGUAUGAAACAGGACUGUGUUCUUGCCCCAAACCUCUUUGGCAUAUUCUUCUCCCUUUUGUUCUCCAAGACUCUUGAGAGUCCCAUGGACUGCAAGAAGAUCAAACCUCUCCAUUCUGAAGGAAACCAGCUCUGAGUGCUCCCUGGAAGGACAGAUCCUGAAGCUGAGGCUCCAAUCCUUUGGCCACCUCAUGAGAAGAGAAGACUCCCUGGAAAAGACCCUGAUGUGGGGAAGGAUGGAGGGCACAAGGAGAAGGGGAUGACAGAGGACGAGAUGGCUGGACAGUGUUCUCGAAGCUACCAGCAUGAGUUUGACCCAACUGCGGGAGGCAGUGGAAGACAGGAGUGGCUGGCGUGCUCUGGUCCAGGGGGUCACGAAGAGUCGGGCACAACUAAAUGACUAAACAACAACAACAACAGCUCGAGAAGAGGACCCAAACCAACGGAUUCAAAUUACAAGAAAUGAGAUUCCAGCUAACCCUUAUGAACAGGCAUAGGUAAACUCGGCCCUCCAGAUGUUUUGGGACUACAACUCCCAUCACCCCUGACCACUGGUCCUGUUACCUAGGGAUGGUGGAAGUUGUACUCCCAAAACAGCUGGAGGGCCGAGUUUGCCUGUGCCUGCUUAUGAAGAAGUUUCAGACGGUAAGAGCAGUUUUGGCAGUGGAACGGACCCCCUGGAAAGUUGUGACCCCCCUUCAUUUCCUGACCUGCCUCACAGAGUUGUUCUGGGGAUUAAAAGAAUCAUCGUUACCGAUUUGAGCUUUGAAGAAAAGGCGGAAUAUAAAUGUAGUAGGUCGAUAAAACAAACCCAGGUGUGGUGAGGUAGCGACUGCAGCAGGAUUUCACCCAUAGCAUCCAUAAAAUGGGCAUUUUGUCUUGUUUCAUGGAGUCGAUUUCAGACUGAAGAGCAGCCUGAAUUCGCAUGCAUGGCUAUUAAAAGGGCUUUCUGCACCGUCAGAAUUCAGUGGCCUAAAAUUAUCUUGGAAGAUUUUUUAGCCCGCUCCGUCUGGAAGCCCAGACGGCUAAGAACAGCUCCUUACUCAGCAAAGCAGCAAUGCUGUAAGACGGGCCCAGACUGAUCCCAUUUCGCAGAUGAGGGCAUGUCCGCCACAGAGUAGAGGCUGCUCAGAGCCAUGAGAUAUUUUUAACUGGUUUACUGGAAUUAUUUAUAUCCUGCCUUUCUAGCGGUAUUGUUGAGCCAAGUUCUGAACCCUGGACUUGCCAAGUCCCAGUCCUGCGUCUUAACUUGGCUUUCUCUUUGAGCAGGCCAGCAUGCUCAUCCCUGACUGUGAUGGCUGGUGAGCAGGGUCUGUCCAACCCCUUAGACCAGUGGUGGCCAAACUCGUCCCUACAGAUGUUUUGGGACUACAAUUCCCAUCAUCCCUGACCACUGAUUCUGUUAGCUAGAGAUGAUGAGCGUUGUAGUCGUGAAACAUCUGGAGGGCCGGGUUUGGCCACCACUGCCUUAGACCUAUUAGUACAGUGGUACCUCAGGUUAAGUACUUAAUUCGUUCCGGAGGUCCAUACUUAACCUGAAACUGUUCUUAACCUGAAGCACCACUUUAGCUAAUGGGGCCUCCUGCUGCCCCCACACGAUUUCUGUUCUCAUCCUGAAGCAAAGUUCUUAACCCGAGGUAAUAUUCCUGGGUUACAGGAGUAUGUAACCUGAAGCGUAUGUAACCCGAGGUACCACUGUAGUAGUAGUAGUAGUAAUGAUAAUAAUAAUAGUAAUAAUAAUAAUAAUAAUAAUAAUAAUUUAGUUGUACUCCGCCCACCCAUCUGGUCAGGUUUCCCUAGCCACUCUGGGCGGCUCCCAACAGAAUAUUAAAAACUCAAUAAAACAUCAAACAUUAAAAACUUCCCUAAACAGGGCUGCCUUCAGAUGUCUUCUAAAUGUCAGAUAGUUGUUUAUUUCUUUGACAUCUGGUGGGAGGCUGUUCCACAGGGCGGGUGCCACCACCGAGAAGGCCCUCUGCCUGGUUCCCUGUAGCUUUGCUUCUCGUGGGGAGGGAACUGCCAGAAGGCCCUCGGAGCUGGACCUCAGUGUCCGGGCAGAACGAUGAGGGUGGAGACGCUCCUUCAGGUAUACUGGGCCGAGACCGUUUAGGGCUUUCAAGGCCAGGCAGCACAGCAGGGUUUGACACCUGUCAGCAUCACUGAAUGUCCACAAGUUGUUGUGUUUUGAGAGUGGGAGAAGAAUGUCUCUCUAGCCGCUUUCUGCACGCUAAACAUAGUUGCAUAAACCUUUAUCGUGUUGCGUUUUGCUUGCCUUUUCUCUAACCUAAGAUGUCCUAAGCGUCGCAACCUUCCCUCCACCCCCUUGAUCUUUUGAGUCACCAUUUUGUACACCUUUCCAACUCCUGCUACCAUCGUUAGUGCGUAGCGGUGACGGGAACUGAAGAGAAGAAUAGGCUACUGGAUCUAGUCCAGAGGAGCACCCUGUUGGCUAAACUUGUUCUCAACCCAUUCCUCCAACUUUUCACCAUCUCGAUCCCUAUCAGAUUCCUGGAUAUGAAGUGAUUUGGGGGGAAAAUUAAGGGAAAAGGCUAUGGAGAUAAGUUGUAUUUGCAUUCCUAUCUGGCUAUGGUCACCUUCAGGGACGCGGGUGGCGCUGUGGGUUAAACCACAGAGCCUAGGACUUGCCUAUCAGAAGGUCGGAGGUUCGAAUCCCCGCAACGGGGUGAGCUCCCGUUGCUCGGUCCCAGCUCCUGCCAACCUAGCAGUUCGAAAGCACGCCAGUGCAAGUAGAUAAAUAGGUACUGCUCCAGCGGGAAGGUAAACGGCGUUUCCGUGCGCUGCUCUGGUUCGCCAGAAGCGGCUUAGUCAUGCUGGCCACAUGACCCGGAAGCUGUACGCCUGCUCCCUCGGCCAAUAAAGCGAGAUGAGCGCCACAACCCCAGAGUCAGUCGCGACUGGACCUAAUGGUGAGGGGUCCCUUUACCUUUAUGGUCACCUUCAGAUGGGCAAUAUAAUCUGGGAGAGAUCCAGGCACGUGCUGGAAUCUGAAGUUUGCACAGUUAAAAGUGGAUUAAAGUGCGCUGCUGUCCUAGCGCAACACACCCAUUUUAAAAAGGGGUUUGGGGAGCGAUGACGAAAUGCGCGUAAAAGUGUGGGAUGAACAAAUGGUUAAUGGGAAGAUGCAUGGCAUGUCAGGAUGUCGUUGUAGACCCGCCCCGUGAAUAAAUUGGAACGUAUGCUCUGUAGAGAUUGGACACCGUCUAACCUCCGUGGAAGCUUUGCGCAAGUGAAUCAGGAUGAGCGUUCAGUAAAUGGGUCAUUUGGAUGAGCCUAUAGCAAGGGGGUGAAGCCCCUGGAUUGAGACAUGUCUGUCAACUCCGCCUAACUCCAAUUCAAACUUCCAUUUCGUUGGGAAUGUUGUCAAAGAACCGCUCUUGGGAGUUUCGCUUUCUACUGGAGCAUUCUGGAGAUUAGCUUGAGGUACCAAAGUUUUCCUUGUGACCCAGGCCCACCAUCUUUGACGGGGGAAUUGCAGCCUCUUCAUCCCAUGCAAUCAUUGUCCUUUGCUGGCGAUGCGAUGGCAGGAUCCCCUCUGAGUGUUUGCAGAGGGCUGCACGUGUGGCAAUUAAAGCAACGUAAACCCAAUGUACUUUAUGUUGUUUAUAAUAAUAAUAAAAUUUUAUUUAUAUCCCGCCCUCCCCAGCCGAAGCCGGGCUCAGUGAACUGAAAUGUUUUGUAAUGUAAACAUAAGGAACUGAUUUGCCGAUAAUAAGGUGAAAUAUUAUAAUUUGACAAAGGGUAAAUAAGUGAAAUGCAAAGGAUAUGGAAAGUUAUGUGGAAGUCAGAAAGAGGGAGGGAAGGAGGCCGAUGCUCUUACAGAGUGAUAUAUUAAGCCAUAGAAUUAUGUAAUAAAAUGUGAAUAUGAUUUAGUGGAAAACUCAAUAAAAAUUACUUUAAAAAAGAAGACGAGAGAAUGGAGGUUUGGUGGUCCCCUGUAUGGUGCCCGUCUCUGGUGCCAUCCCCGAGCCAGGCCCUCUGCACAUGCCCAGAAGACAUGUUCUCUCCGCUGCAGAUUCCAGAGCUCUGAUUGAGCUCGGGCUUCUUCUGGGAACCUUGCUUGUUCGGCUGCAGCCUUCUUUCAAUACAGGCGGAAUUGUUGCCGAAUUUUGGAAGCUCAAACUUCUGUUUACACAGCCGAGGCUCAUCCGGUUGUUGAAAAAGCCAUCCCUCCGCUUCUCGUCUGCCGCUUCCUGCCAGCGCUGUCCCUGGGGGGCGAGGGGGAGACGGACGCGUGGGCACCGGCGUUGCUUGCCUGCCAUCCUCCCGGCUUGUUUUGCUUUUUUAAAAAAGCUCCCCUGGUCAAAUGCAAAAUAAAUGAAUAUCUCUACUAUACUUGGCUGCACAAACACUCGCUGCACAAGGAAGCUCUCUUUCUCUCCUGCCUCUCUGCCACCGCUCCCGAGACACCCCAGGCUUGGUCAAACCGCAUUGAAAGCAGCUUCUACUGGGAAGGCGAUUGUUGUUUGAGAGGCCCCUGCGUUUGGGACUGGGGGGCAGGUCUCCCUGGUGCCUCUCUUUGGGCUGGCUCGGCCUCCCCGCUCUGUAUUUUUAGACAUCGCGCAAGGCCGCCAGCACACAGCUGACGGCUUGCUGCAGAGCUUUUCAUCGAACAGAACCGUGGAAUUGUCGAGUUGGAAGGGACCCCAUGGGGGCAUCUAGUCCAACCCCCUACGGUGCUUCGACGAAUCGAAUUCCAGAGUUUCAUAGAAACACAGAAUUGUAGAGCUGGGAGGAACCUUGAGGGUUGUGUAGUCCCACCCCUUCAGAGCGGGGAUCCUGCCCACAGCCAUCCCUAGGUGGGCUCUGUUAUGUACUGAAGUUCUCACCUUGGGCCAGCAGGGGGAUACUGUAGAUAGUUCAGGUCCACAUAUGCAAAUAAGGGCUCGAAAGUGACGUUCAGUGAUUGGAUAGUUACAGAAAGUUGUUACAGUUACGUUGUAGUGGAGCUCUAUAUAAGCAGGCUGGCUGAACCCUUCAGUUCAGUUCUGUUCUGACCUGUGAAUAAACAAGAACUGUUUUGGAGAAUCGCUGUGUCGUCUGAUAUGUUCACCCACAAUUUAACAGGCUCGAACCACCAACCUUCUGGUUAGUAGCCAGAUGCAUGGACCCAUCGCGCCACGACCACCCGUGGUGUUUUUGGAGUUCCCACAAAAGAUGGCUGCAUGCAAGGUGGCCCAGUCGGACCUGCAGAGCUCAGUCUGUUGGGAAGUUGUUACUUACUAGACCCAGAAACUCCAGCGGGUGCAGAAUGCCGUGGCGAGGCUUCUUCUUCUUCUUUUUUUUUAAAUGAUAUUUAUUAAGAGUUUUUAGAGUUACAAAAAAGAAACAAGGAAAAAGAAAAAACAAAGGAAAAACAAGCCACAAUCAAACAAUACAAAUUGAAAAAAAUCAGAAUCAAAAGAUAACACAUCACAAUCAAAAAAACAAAAAUAUGCCACAAACAUUUAAAAACAAAUCCAAUAUUCUCAAAUCCUUAAUUGUCAUUACCUUCUUUCUUUGACCUCCUCACCCCUCCCUUUCCCCCCCAUAUUUCAUAAUAUUCUAUCAUUUCAUUACCUUAAUCUAUUUUAAUCUUAUCUUACUAUAAAAAACCUUAAAAUUUAAAACUUAGAUCUUAUUUAUACCAAUUUCUCAUAACCAUAAUAUUCUUACAUAAUUCUUUAAACAUUUUUGCUAAAGCCAAAUAAUUUCGUUCCAACAUUUUUCCAACGUUCACCAAUUUUAUAAAACAAUCCUAAUAAUUUUUUUCCCCUUUUCUUCCAAUCUUCAUCCUCUUCCUCCUGGUCCCGGGUUUUGCCAGUCCUUUCUAUCUCAUCAAUCUGGCACAUUAACCUGGUAAUCUUAUGUCCGAGGCCCUUAAGUCCCUUCCAUGUCCCUUCCGCGGCUCUUCUUCAUAUUUAUACCAGUACUUUACUUUGUCUCCUGCUCCUUUCACUUGUGGGAACUCCAACUUAACAAUGUUUUUGACCCUUCUCAACAAAUCAGCCCCUUUUCCAUAGUCCCCAGUAAACUCCAUGUGGUAUUUAAAAACAUAUUUCAAAGUCCCUCCAAAAUUAAGAGCCCCCACAACCCCAAACAUCUCACGGCCCAUUGCCAGACUUGAAAAGUCCAAACAUCUCUGCAUAGGGGGGUCUAUCCAGCCCCCCCAUUUCCAAACCAAACCAAACUUUAUCUUUCCAAAUCUGGCUUUUUCCAAGUUCAUUUAUCAAAUCCAAGAACUCAUGUUCCUGCUGGGCUGCAGCUCCCUCCAUCUCUGGCGCCCAAUGUUCAGCAACAUCCUCUCUCAUCUGUUCUGUCAAAGCACACUCCUGAUUUAAAUCCUGGGUGGGCUCUAUAUAAUUUCCCACUGCCUGUCCAAAAUUUCUGAUCGCAUCAGUCAUCAAGUCCGUCUUCUCAUAUAGCUUCUCAUAAGGAGUGCUGUUCUAACUCUGCUUGAAGGCCUGGCUUGUGCUUUUGAGAACUGUGACACUGGGGGGGGGGGGCGUUUCUGGAGGUCAAGCCAGAACAUUUGUAUUUUGCAUUGCCUUACUCCAUCAAAGCCCAUUCGGCCGCUUUGUGCAUUGCAGUGGGUUGGACUAGAUGACCCUCUCAGGGGUCCCUUCCAACACUACAAAUCUGUGAUUGGCAGAACCGGCAUGGUUACAGUUUCCGCGUUUCGUAGAAUCAUAGAACGGUGGAGUCGGAAGGGACCCCUGGAGGUCAUCCAUUCCAACCCCUGGCAAUGCAGGAAUCUCAGCUAAAGCAUCCAGGACAGAUGGCCAGCCAAAUUCUGCUUGAAAACCUCCAAGGAAGGAGAGUCCACCACCUUACAAGGAAAACUGUUCCACUGUUUAGACAGAAUCUCUCCUUUUGUAACUUGAAUCCGUUUUUGGGUGGCAUAAUCAGUACUCUGGAACUCCCUGCCACUUGACAUUAGGGAAGCGCCUUUACUAUAGUCUUCUUGAUAUACUAUAUUUUUGAAUAUACUAUAUUUUUGAAUGUUUUGAAGCAUCGUUUUUACUGAUACAGUGGACGCUCGGGUUGCGAACGUGAUCCGUGCGGGAUGCGCGUUCGCAACCUGCUGCAUUCGCAACCCGCACUUGCACAUGCGCAGGUUGUGAUUGGGCGCUUCUGCGCAUGCGCGGCCGCCGAAACCCGGAAGUAACCCGUUCUGGUACUUCCAGGUUUUGGCGUCCGCAACCCGAAAAACCACAACCUGAAGCGGCUGUAACCCGAGGUAUGACUGUAGUUUUACAGCGUUAUUCUCUUUGUAAGCCUCUUUAAGGUUUGUUCGUUUUACAACCGAGAGGUGGAUAGAUUUUAUGGAGAAAACAAAUGUGAAAAUGCAAUCUCCCGUGACCUAACCUUUGCUGCCCCUUUUUCUCUCUGCAGCGGGUCCGAAAUGGCGAGUGUUCUCUCCAGGAGGCUUGGGAAGCGGUCCCUGCUGGGCGCCCGAAUUUCCGCUCCCCCCUUGCUGGGGGACGGGGUGCUGAUGAUGGCCCAGCUCCCUCCCUUGCAGACGGAGCACCCCAAAGAGUCUCCUCGUCUGGCUUCGUGUGAAGACGGCCGCUUCAAAGAGCCCGUCGGAGACUCUGGCGGUCAGGGCCAGAACUGGCCACUCCUUCAACCGGGCCAAAAGGUAACCGAACCAAUUUAUUCUGUUGGGUGUGGUAGCAUGUAAAAGGGGUUCUGGUCCUUGUCAAUAUCUCAAAUUAUGCAUGAUUUCCCUCUAUUACAGCUAUAUUCCAGAGUGAGCGAUUUCAUGUUUUCAGGUGUUGUAUACAGCUUUGGUUUUUUUUCUUUAAAAUGUAAAGCGCUAUAUAAAUGCAGUGCUUUUUUCCUUAAAAAAAUGUUUGGGAGUACUCUCAUUUUCCUACUCAUAUUGAAAUACUGCCCCUCAACGAGGCCAAACUUCGAUUCGCAAAAUGUAUAGGGGUAUCCGUUCCCCCAGAAAAAAGCACUGUAUAAAUGAAUUUUUUUAAACAUAAGGCCAUUCCCACCAAUUAUGCAUCAACAAACCAUAGUUGCCUUUGAUAAGACAUACCGUAUUUUUCGCUCCAUAGGGCGCACCGGACCAUAGGGCGCACCUAGUUUUUAGAGGGGGAAAUCAAGAAAAAAAAUCUUAUUUCCCCCCCAGCCCCAAAGAGCAGCGUACAGGCUGCGCGCAACCUCUCCCUGCCGGAGGGGUUGCGCGCGGCCAUGGCACAAGCCAAGGCAGCGAGCGGGAUGGAUCCCGCUCGCUGUUUUGGCUUCCUCUUUAGCCCCGCGCAACCUCUCCCUGCUGGGAGAGGCUGCGCAGGGCUAAAGAAGCCAUAGCCGUGUGCAGCCUCUCCCUGCCGGAGGGGUUGCGCACGGCUAUCCCUGAAGCCUUCCGAGCGCAGUGCAAGUUCCCGCUGCGCUCCUCAGGCUUCGGGUUCCUUUUGCUGAAGCCGGGAGAGCAAGACUCUCCUGGCUUCAGCGAAAGGAACCUGAAGCCUCCAGAAUGCAGCGGGAACUUGCGCUGCGCUCCGAAGGCCUUCAGGCGGCUAUCCCUGAAGCCUGGAGAGCGAGAGGGGUCGGUGCGCAACGAUGCCUCUUGCUCUCCAGGCUUCAGCGAAAGCAACGGGAAGCCUCCGGAGCGCAGAGGGAGCUCUCCCUCUGCGCUUCGGAGGCUUCGCGUUGCUAUCGCUGAAGCCAAGGAGCCUGCAUUCGCUCCAUAGGAUGCACACACAUUUCCCCUCAAUUUUUGGAGGGGAAAAAGUGUGUCCUAUAGAGCGAAAAAUACGGUAACUGUCCAGGGAUCCUUUACCUUGUUUACCUUUUUACCUGUGGUUGGCCACUUUGAGAUGUUGGACUAGAUGGGCUCUUGGCCUGAUCCAGCAACCUCUUAGGAUUUUAUAUGCAGAUGCUACUCUGAGCCAGUGAGUCUGGUCCCCAGCUAAUCUAUCCUCCAAACAGGCUGCUGUUUUAUCUCUCGUUUUCUGCUGCCCAUUCCAUACCGGCUUGUACAUUACAGCACCUUCAGUCUUUCCAUAGGGUAACCAGAGUUCUCUAUAAAUAGCUCCCAGGAAUAACUAUCACAAGUGGGCCCAGAUACAAUUACAUACGUAAAAAUAGACUUUGGGAAUUAAGGCAGUGGCUCUGUGUCCAAUUAGGUCACUGUGGAGAGGGGAAACCCAUCUAGGCCGUGGAUAUCAGGUCUCCCAGAUGAGCUUGUCCCAGCUGGAUAAAUGGGUCAUAGAAUUGUAGAACUGUAGAGGCAGAAGGGACACCAAAGGACAUCUAGUCCAGCCCCCUGAGAUGCAGGAAUCUCAAGCACAAGUGUCUGCUUAGAACAGAAUAGAAUUUAUUAUUUAUACCCCGCCCAUCUGGCUGGGUUUCCCCAGCCACUCUGGGCGACUUCCAGCAGAAUAUUAAAAUAUAGUAAUGCAUCAAACAUUAAAAGCUUCCCUAAACAGGGCUGCCUUCAGAUGUCUUCUAAAAGUCUGGUACAGUAGUUGUUGUUCUCUUUGACAUCUGGUGGGAGGGCAUUCCACAGGGCGGGUGCCACCACCGAAAAGGCCCUCUGCCUGGUUCCCUGUAACUUGGCUUCUCGCAGGGAGGGAACCGCCAGAAGGCUCUCGGCGCUGGACCUCAGCAUCCGUGCAGAUUAAUGGGGGUGGAGAUGCUCCUUCAGGUAUACUGGACCUGCUUGUUAGGAUUUCGGAUUCGUUUUAAAUGCAUUUGUGCUUUCAGUUAUCUUAGGUGUGAAUUGCAUUGAGACGGUGCUUCGGAAGUCAGUGAACCCAACAAAUAGCGGGAAUAAUAACACAGCCUUUGCUAGUCAAACACCCUCUUCACUCCUGCUAGGCUGAAGGUGCAAUUGUCUUCAGGACACUGAGAGGGUAGCUCAGUUGGUAGAGACCACAAGGCUCUUAAUCUCAGGGCCGUGGGUUCGAAACUCCAUGUUGGGCUAAAGAUUCCUGCAUUGCAAAUGAUCCUCGUGGUCCUUUGCAAAGCUAUGAUUCUAUGACACAAUGGGGCCUAUUUUCAGGGGUUUAGUAUAUUUUAUUUCUCAGAUUUGCACGCUUCCCUUCAUCCUUAAAUCUCAGGGUGGUUUGCAACUUGAAAACCCAAGGCAUGAAGAAGUAUGGCAAGGAAAAUUGAUGGACUUUGUAGAACUGGCAAAACUGACACAUAAACUACGGGACAAGGAUAACUGUGACUUUAAAGAUGAAUGGGAACCUUUUACAAAGUAUUUAAAGACGCAGCAAAGUGAAUUGGACUCCUUGGCAGGUUUUGAUGAAACACUCACAAACUUUUUACAGUGUUAUCUCUGGUUACAUACGCUUCAGGUUACAGACUCCGCUAACCCAGAAAUAUUACCUCAGGUUAAGAACUUUGCUUCAGGAUGAGAACAGAAAUUGUGCUCUGGCGGCGCGGCGGCAGCAGGAAACCCCAUUAGCUAAAGUGGUGCUUCUGGUUAAGAACAGUUUCAGGUUAAGAACGGACCUCCGGAACGAAUUAAGUACAUAACCCGAGGUACCACUGUAUUGAUAACAACCAGUUAGACAAAUUAAGGAUCUAUACAAAUCUGUAACAGGCAGAGAAUAGCAUUUAUAGAGAAACCAGAGAUUGGAACGGAGGGAAGUCAGGGUGGGGUGGGUUGUUUUGUUUUACAGGAGGGGGGGAUGGGGGGAAUUAAGGAUGAUAUGUGUUUAAGAUAACAUGUUUUGUUUAAAUUGCUAAUAAAAAAUUAUUAAAAAAGAAAAGAAAACCCAAGGCAUAAUAAUAUACACUGGGCUUGGGGGUUUGAGCCCGAAAUGGCCGCCGUGACGCUAGAGCGCCUUUCCUCCUCCCUUUAUAGGUCUACGUCUUCUACAAAGGGCAAGAAGCCCCCGGCUUGGUGGAACACCACGACCUCCUCAGCAACGAGGUGAAGGUGCUUCUUCUGGAACAGGGCUUCUAUGUCUGCCGGAAAGCCGAGGAAGUGAGACUGGCUAACAUCCAGGCCUUGCCUCUCCCAGCCCUGGAGAUGGACCUCGGAGCUCCUGCCACGACGGGCUACGACGCCGUCCCAGUGGCCAUGGACCACAGACCGACCACGGAAGCAGCUGCUGCGGCAGCACCAGGACCCAGGUCGGUCUCUCGGAGCAUCGACGUGCCAAAAAGGUGAGUCCCGGAUGUUUUGCUCGUGGCUGCGUAAUACUCAUUUCCUUACGACGUGGAUUGAGUAUUCUUUUAGCGUCACCAAAAUGGUGGCCCCCAGAUGCAUAGCUGUCAACUUAACAGAUUUGAAAAUAAGGGACCAGCAGCCUCGAAAAUAAGGGACCAGCAGCCAAAAUAAGGGAUUUUAGUCUACCAGCUGAAAUACGAAGUUAUAAGGGACCAGAUAAUUUUGGAGAGCAGCGCCGGUUUUUAGCCCUUCGUUUCCAGAGGUUGCUGCUCAAGACACCAGCUGAUGAAAUACUGCAAUUAAAGAACUACAAGCAGCAACCACUUUUUGCGCAAAACGAAGUCCAAGCUACGAAGAUGCUGCUGCAGUUCUGCAUCUUUUCUCUUGUGUUCCAUCUGCUGCUCUCAGUUCCAUCAGGCGGGGCAGGAGGAAGGGGGGGGAAAUAGUGCCCGAAGUAAACCCGCAGAUCAGACCAUCUAUGCUAGUCUCCCACUACAGAUCUAUGGGAGAAGCGCUUGCGGUCCUUCCUCUGCUUUCCUCCUCUACGGUUAGCCCUUGGAACACCUGCCUGCGCCUCCGCCGCCUCCUCCUCCUCCUCCUCUCUCUGAACUGCUUUCUCUAUGGUUGCGCUCGCUCUCCUCUCAAGGCCCCUCAGCAAUUCAUAGGCCGCGCCAGGCUGCCCAUCUCAUCUGGGUCCUUCGGCAGCGCAACCGCAGUACGUCCUAGCGAGAGCGGCGGCGACGGGCAGAGGCGCUCAGGAGGAGGAUGGCGGCAGAAGGGCCCAAGGCUCCCGCCAGUCCUGGCGGGGAGGGGCUCCCGGGGGCCAAGGCUGGCGAGAGGAGGCCGGAGGGGGGCGGGCCGGGCAGCCAAACAACACAGUUGGAGCCUCCUUCCUCCCCAGCCGGCAGGGAGGGAGGGAGAGGAGCUGCUUCCUUUGAAACCUGGGGAAUUUAAGGGACAUUCAUCAGUAAGGGACAGCAGCGGGACACGGUGCUGGGAUAAGGGAGUUUCCCACCAAAUAAGGGACAGUUGACAGCUAUGCCCAGAUGUUUUUUUUCCAGCUUCCUUUGGUUUCCAGAGCAGCUUGCAGUGAUAAGACCUCCUUAAAAACAUGGACCGCCAUUGUUAAAACAGCUGCAAACGGCUGCCCACUUCCUCACUGGAGUUCUUGCCUUUCGAAGGAGUUGGGGCGGCACUGCUGUGCCUUGUUAAACUGGGGUGCAAGUUGGGAGGUUCCUAAAAGGUGUCUUAAGUCCACCCCCCCCCCCGUGAUGCACGAAAUCUGUUACAGCAUCCAUCAUCAAGCAUGUGGUUGGAGGAUGGAUGGCGGUUGGAGGAUGGAUGGCGGCUAACAGGUUGAGGUUGAAUCCUGACAAGACAGAAGUACUGUUUUUGGGGGACAGGGGGCGGGCAGGUGUGGGGGACUCCCUGGUCCUGAAUGGGGUAACUGUGCCCCUGAAGGACCAGGUGCGAAGCCUGGGAGUUAUUCUGGACUCACAGCUGUCCAUGGAGGCGCUGGUCGAUUCUGUGUCCAGGCCAGCUGUUUACCAGCUCCAUCUGGUACGCAGGAUGAGACCCUAUCUGCCUGCAGACUGCAUUGCCAGAGUGGUGCAUGCUCUAGUUAUCUCCCGCUUGGACUACUGCCAUGCGCUCUACGUGGGGCUACCUUUGAAGGUGACCCGGAAACUGCAAUUAAUCCAGAACGCGGCAGCUAGACUGGUGACUGGGAGCAGCCGCUGAGACCACAUAACACCAGUCUUGAUAAACCUACAUUGGCUCCCAGUACGUUUCCGAGCACAAUUCAAAGUGUUGGUGCUGACCUUUAAAGCCCUAAACGGCCUCGGCCCAGUAUACCUGAAGGAGCGUCUCCACCCCCAUCGUUCAGCCUGGACACUGAGGUCCAGCGCCGAGGGCCUUCUGGUAGUUCCCUCAUUGCGAGAAGUGAGGUUACUGGGAACCAGACAGACGGCCUUCUGAGUAGUGGCGCCCGCCCUGUGGAACGCCCUCCCUUCAGAUGUGAAGGAAAUAAGCAGCUAUCUUAUCUUUAAAAGACAUCUGAAGGCAGCCCUGUUCAGGGAAGUUUUUAAUGUUUGAUGCUGUAUUGUUUUAACACUCCAUUGGAAGCUGCCCAGAGUGGCUGGGGAAACUCAGCCAGAUGGGCGGGGUAUAAAUAUAUUAUUAUUAUUAUUAAUAUUAUUAAUAUUAUUAUUAUUGUUAUUAUUUUAUUUUUUCAUUAGUUCUUUGUAAUGUUCAGUCUCCCUUUUCGUGUAACUGCAACCUGUUCUGGUCUCCCACAGAGUUUGCAUAGCAAUAGCAAACAAUACAUCGCCCAGGACCGCUAUGAGGAGCAGAGUGCGAUGGCUGCUUCGCCCAGCGGUAUAUUUGGGGUGUGUGUGUGUGUGUGUGUGUGUGUGUGUGUGUGAAACUGCCGCGUGCUCCUCAGCAGAGCAGCUUAAAGGACACCCCCCCCCAGCUCAUGUGAUCAAGAGGCAGGGUAGGGUCUCUGUUGAACCAAUGAAGCCCAAUGUUUUGACUCUGCAAGGCAACUUCCCGUGUUCCUAAAUCGGGCAGCAGUUUUCAGGGUCUGGGGAGGGCCCCAUCCUGCUUCCAGACACUCCUUUUCAUUGCAGAUGCUGGUGACCGAACGUGGCACCUUCCUUAGUAGCCCCCCCUUGCCUACCUCUGAGUUGCAGCCCAUCUGCGUUAAAGCAGACCAAGACAUUGCAUGGCAGCCCAAGCUGGAAAUUCUAAUGAAAGCUUUCUUAACUCCUGGAUACAACUAAUGCUUAAUUUAAAAAAAAAAAGGGGGGGGGGGAAGCUUUCUCUCCUGACUCCAGGUACGUGAUGUUCUCCAGAUCUGCUCUCGGGGGCUGUUUGGACUCGCCGCUUAAAUAAUUCAUUCUGUUAAAAGCGCCUCUUAUAGAUCUCUCUUCCUGGAGAAGCGGGCGAGCCGAGUUCAGCUUUCCGUGCAGAUUUUGGGGGAAAGAGGCCUGGACUUUCCUUGACCCCCGUGCCGGUUUCAAAGCUGCCUUCUUUUUAAACGCCUGCUAAAAACCAACCAAUUAAAUGUCCUUUUUGAAACCCUCCAUUCAUUGCUGCCUCGUUGAGUCGAUGCUUGCCGUCGUUUCACGACACCAUCCUGAAAUGCCUUCAUAGGAUCAAGGCGUAGAGCGAUUCUUCCGCUGUGGUUCUUGCAUUUCAUUGGGGAGUACCUUCCAGUUCGACGAUUCUAGUUAGAAGAGACCCAAGGGUCAUCUAGUCCAACCCCCUUGUUGAUUGGUUUGGUGGUUUGCACCUGUCUGUCUCGGGAGACAGUGGAGGAAUGCGCUUUUUUGGAGGGGGGGGUCAAACUGUUGGAAGAUUCUUUUUCCCCCCUGGUGCAGAAAUUCAGCCAGCUUGUUGAGCGAUACUCUGAGCUCGAAGCACCCAUUGAAGCAAGCGAGGGACAGUGGCGGGUCAGUACUUUAUAGACAAGGGACUGUCCGGCUCAAGGCAGGCAGUAGCUGACCAGCGAGACACGGUGAUCUCUCCCACCUACGAAGGCAACCUGUGGCACGCCUGCAAUGCAGGAAUAGCAGCUAAUAAUAAUAUUAAUAAUAAUAAUAAUAAUAAUAAUAAUAAUUUAUUAUUUAUACCCCACCCAUCUGGCUGGGUUUCUCCAGCCACUCUGGGCGGCUUCCAACAAAGUAUUAAAAUACAGUGGUCUGUUAAACAUUAAAAGCUAGCAGCUACAUUCUAUUCGGCAGCUAGACUGGUGACUGGGGAGCGGCCGCCGAGACCAUAUAACACUGGUCCUGAAAGACCUACACUGGCUCCCAGUACGUUUCCGAGCACAAUUCAAAGUGUUGGUGCUGACCUUUAAAGCCCUAAACGGCCUCGGUCCAGUAUACCUGAAGGAGUGUCUCCACCCCCAUCGUUCAGCCCGGACACUGAGGUCCAGCGCCGAGGGCCUUCUGGCGGUUCCCUCGCUGCGAGAAGCCAAGUUACAGGGAACCAGGCAGAGGGCCUUCUAAGUAGUGGCACCCGCCCUGUGGAAUGCCCUCCCACCAGUUGUCAAAGAGAAAAAUAACUACCAAACUUUUAGAAGACAUCUGAAGGCAGCCCUGUUUAGGGAAGCUCUUAAAGUUUAAUAGGUUAUUGUAUUUUAGUGUUUUGUUGGAAGCAGCCCAGAGUGGCUGGGGGGACCCAGCCAGAUGGGCGGGGUAUAAAUAAUAAAUUAUUAUUAUUAUUAUUAUUAUUAUUAUUAUUUAUUAUUUAUUAUUUAUUAUUUAUUAUUUAUUAUUUAUUAUUUAUUAUUUAUUAUUUUAUAAAAGCUUCCCUAAACAGGGCUGCCUUCAGAUGUCUUCUAAAAGUCUAGUAGUUGUUCUUCGCUUUGACAUCUGGUGGGAGGGCGUUCCACAGGGCGGGUGCCACCACCGAGAAGGCCCUCUGCCUGGUUCCUUGUAACUUGGCUGUUUGAAACAAAUGCAGGCUGUUCAAAGUGUAUCAGCAGGGCUCGAAUCCUGGCGCCGUUUCUCCUGGGACGUGCUGGUUUCCCACCGUUUUUGUAUGCAUGGAAGUUGGCUUCAUAUUCAGCCCCCCUCCACCCUAUUCUUCGGUCUCUCGUUGCAGGAAAUCAGAUGCUGCUGCUGUGGAGAUGGACGAGAUGAUGGCAGCUAUGGUGUUGACCAGCUUAUCCUGUAGCCCUGUGGUCCAGAGCCCCCCAAAUGGUGAUGCUGGCAUCCCAGGUGAGCUUGAUGCGCCGAGAUCGAAUAGGAAGGACACCGUGGCCUAGUGGCAAGGGACACAAGGUCCCAGGUUCGGUCCCAGGUGUCUCCAGGUAAGGCUGGCAAAGGCUUUCCAUUUUCAUUGUCAUUCUGGUCUCCCUGCUCCUCCACAACAGAGCAAUGGAAAGCAAAUUUGCUCCAUAUGGUUGACAAUCCUUCAAACACAGGGUGAAAUCAUGGGGUGCCUUUGCCAGCCAGUUCAGAUGUCCUGUUUCCUCCGUGGUCACAAAGCAUUCAGACUCUCCUCUCGAUGAUUUAGCCGAAGGUUUUGUUCCAGAAAACAGCAUGUGACCUAAACAUAGAUCAGGUGAUUGAUUGAUUGAUUGAUUGAUGGACUACUGAUCAUUAAAUUUCUGUGCGGCUUAAUAGAUUAAAACAUACGAGAAAACUGAAGCGACAACAGACGACUUAAACAUGAAAUACUGCAAAAAUACACGGUUGCGCAUAAAACGUUGCAUUAAUGCAAAAAUACUAAAAUACAGUGGUACCUCUGGUUACGUACUUAAUUCGUUCCGGAGGUCCGUUCUUCACCUGAAACGGUUCUUAACCUGAAGCACCAAUUUAGCUAAUGGGGCCUCCCGCUACCGCCGUGCGAUUUCUGUUCUCAUCCUGAAGCAAAGUUCUUAACCCGAGGUACUAUUUCUGGGUUAGCGGAGUCUGUAAACUGAAGCGUCUGUAACCCGAGGUACCACUGUAUAUAAUAUUUUCUUUUUAACACGCCCUCCCUCUCAGCCUCCAGCUUUUCACCAGGGUCCAAACAAACUCUCAGCUCACCCCAAAAAUUCUCACCACGAGGAGUUCCUGAAAACAGUGUUCCUUGCCCUAGUCUCUCACUCUAGAUUUGCUUUUUAUGGACAGCUCAAGGUGGAUAGUCCUUAAUCACGCUGCCCACAGCUGUGUCCCAUUCAGCUGCCCUCUCUACACCCAGUUCCAGAUGUGGCAGGUUUGGUGGGUUUCCGGCCCAAUCGCCUUCUCAAUCCGGCCCACGGACUGUCUGGGAAUCAGCGUGUUUUUACAUGAGUAGAAUGUGUGCUUUUAUUUAAAAUGCAUCUCUGGGUUAUUUGUGGGACAUAGGAGUUCGUUCAUUAUUUCCCUUCAAAAUACAGUCCGGCCCCCCACAAGGUCUGAGGGACAGUGGACCGGCCCCCUGCUGAAAAAGUUUGCUGACCCCUGGUCUAGAGGAUGGGAAGAGGGGCCCCUUCCACUCACCGCAGGUUACGUGAUCCUAACCCUGCGAAAAUAAAAAAUAAAAUCCAAAGAGCUCAAGGUGUCAUAUGAGGCUUCCCCCUCCCCCAUUGAAUCCUCCCAACACCCCUGCGAGGGAGGUUGGGCUGAAAGGCAGCGAUUGGCCGAAGGUCACCCGGCGUGCUCAGUGGCCGAGCGAUUGGAUUUGAACCCAGGACCUAGCCUGACGCUCUAACCCAGGCUUCCUCAACCUCGGCCCUCCAGAUAUUUUGAGACUACAACUCCCAGCAUCCCUGACCACUGGUCCUGCUAGUUAGGGAUCAUGGGAGUUGUAGGUCAAAAAAAAAUCUGGAGGGCCAACGUUGAGGAAGCCUGCUCUAACCUGUGAAAAAAAGACAGUCACGGAACCAAGAAAUUACACAAAACAAAAUAAUUGCCGUGAAAAUCCCUGAAAUGAGAGGUAAUCGACUAUAGAAUUGAAUAACAAAAAACAAUUUUUUUUGGGAAAAAUUAACCGAGAAUUAAACAAAGACUUAACGAGAUGCCGGCCACAAAACUCGUUUCACUGAACUAAUCAGUUUCCUCAGAAGGAAAUAAAGAAUUUUAAACCUUGAAUGAUUUUAAGUGAUAUCAAACUCAAGAGCAGGGCUGAGACACUUCCUUGAGUUUACAAAAAAAGGUAUAAAAACCUCAAUGACAAGUUUAAAACAUAGCCUUAUUUAAGAGAACAUUAUAAACCUUAAAUAGUUUUCAGUGAUUUCCAGCAAACUCAAGAGCAGGGCUGAAACGCUUACAAAAACGGUUUUAAGAAAAACUUACAAAGGAAUACGCGAUAAGCUGUUUAAGUUUCAAACAAACUCAAAAACAGGGCAGGAACUCAAAAACAGGGCUGAAGCGCUCCUGACUGCUGAUGUUAAAGAUUUAAUCCCCCCCCCCCACUGCUCUAACCACUGAGCCACACUGUCCUGGAUCAGGACAGUGGCUCGUCUAGUCCGCAAGCAGGCCCUGAACGAGAAGGCACUCAAUUUCACCCCUCCAACAGCUGCCCCAUCUCCCUCCGAGGUCUGACGGGACCCCUGUGCUCCCCCUGUGACCGUCUGGUUCAGUCGCCUUCUCAAACCAGCCAGGAGAUGGUGGCUGAACUUCGCUGGCCGAGGAAACCGCCAGCCCAGUCCCUUGAGGGUGGCUGUUUGUGACCGUCUGCUUCCCUCUCUGUGCCCUCCGCCCGGCGCUGCCGUCGGACAGCUGCUUGGAAGGGCAGCUGGCCGCAUUUGGGACGGUGUCUACAUUCCUAGAGAGAGGCACGGAGCACGUAACCCGACUCCCGGCCGCCGUUUCCAGUCGGAUGCCCGGGCCUAUUAUGGGAGCGACGGGUCGUGGGGCACCCAGAGGAGCCGGCGUCUCUAUUUAGAGGUGCUGCCCAGGAAUCAAGUUAAAAAUAGGACUCUGCCAGUGUGGGAAAGGCCAUUGAUCGACUUGAGUUGGCAGCGCAGUUGUGGAAACUCAGAGCGUGUGGGAUUUAUUCUCUUGUCCUCCUCUACAGAUGCAAAUUUCGCAGGUGCGAUCCUGUGGACGCCUGCUCAAAGGUUAUCCCUUUUGAGUUGGUUAGGCUUUGUCCAGCAAUGUCAUACCCAGCUUAGGACUAUGGAAAUAAAUUUACUGUAUUCUUUGCUCUAUAAGACUCACUUUUUCCCUCCUAAAACGUAAGGGGAAAUGUGUGUGCGUCUUAAUGAGUGAAUGCAGGCUGCGCAGCUAUCCCAGAAGCCAGAACAGCAAGAGGGAUUGCUGCUUUCACUGUGCAGCGAUCCCUCUUGCUGUUCUGGCUUCUGAGAUUCAGAAUAUUUUUUUUCUUGUUUUCCUCCUCCAAAAGCUAGGUGCGUCUUGUGGUCUGGUGCGUCUUAUAGAGUGAAAAAUACAGUACUUAAGUCAUUCAUAUAUCAGUUGCUGGAAACCGCAGGAAGCGACAGCGCUCCUGUAUUCGAAUCCUGCUUUCGGGUUUCCCAUAAUGGGCAUCUGGUUGGUCACUGUGAGAGGUGGAAGCUGGACCAGAUUUGCCAUGGGCCUGAUCCAGCACACUCAUCUUACGUUUGUUAAAUUGCUGUCUGAAACAUCUGGAAGACACCAGCCUGAAGAAGGCCUUUUGAGCAAGACCUCUGAUGUAGCCCUACCCCAUAAACAACCCACAAUAUUCCGGUGGAAUCACAAAAUUGUAAAACUGCUUUUCCUUUUUUCCGCUAGGUGUGCAUAUGCUUUUCGGUAAUGGAUAAUUAAAAAGCAAAAAAACAAAUAAAUUUACAGAUCAAUUGUAAACAGAUUAAAAACAUUAGCAGGAUCAUUGUAAUAACCCACAGUUUUAUAAGAGUAUGUAUUUACAGUAGAUAAUUUAAGUGAGCAAGUUGAAUGAAUUUGGAUAUCAAAAAACAAAUUUAAGGAACCGCAGAAAGAGGGGGGAAGGAAGUCAAAUUUUGAAAUGUUAAUUUGAUUGUGAAACUAAUGAAAGGUAUAAAUUUGAAAAGUAUAAAUAAAAAACAAAAACAAAACAGAGAGGUUCAUAGAUGGAUGGAUGGAUUGAAUGGCCAUCUGGAGAGGGUGAGAUUUGAACCUGCGAUCCUUUGCAUGCAGGGCAGAUUUCCUGCUGCUGAGCCACAGCCUUGGCCCUCCAGAUGUUUUGAGACUACAAUUCCCAUCAUCCCUGACCACUGGUCCUGCAAGCUAGGGAUCAUGGGAGUUGUAGUCCCAAAACAUCUGGAGGGCUGAGGUUGAGGAAGCCUGGCCUAGUAUCGGGGGGGGGGGGAAGCAAUUCAGAAAAGACGUUGACGGGGGCUGGAACUGGACAUAACUGUGAGCCAAGUGCCAAAGCAAUUCGCGUAUUGUUUCUCAAGAGAGCCGUGGGGUUGGAAGGGGUUCCCGAGGGUCAUCUAGUCCAACCCCCUCUUGUCCUCUGUUUCCCAGCAUCCCAAGCGGCGGGUGAUGUGUGGAAGGAAAGCGGAGACAUGUCGGACGGGGGCAGUAGCAGCACUAGUGGGCACUGGAGCUGUAUGUCUACCCCGUCUCCACCCCAUUCUGAGGCCAGCCCCAAGUACUCGAGCGAAGCCUUCAGUUCUCCCCGGCCGGAUGACGGCUUUGAGACGGAUUUGGACCCCUUCCUCUUUGAUGAGCCUGCUCCGCGGAAGAGAAAGGUAGGGGGCACAGAAGUGGGAGGGGCAGUGGCUGGAGAAUUGUCCCACGUAACGCGGAUUCUUCGCUGCCUGAUUUUUUUGUGACUUUCAUUAGGUAAAAGUAAAGGGACCCCUGACCAUUAGGUCCCGCCGUGACCGACUCUGGGGUUGUGGCGCUCAUCUCGCUUUACUGGCUGAGGGAGCCGGCAUUUGUCCGCAGACAGUUUCCAGGUCAUGUGGCCAGCAUGACUAAGCCACUUCUGGUGAACCAGAGCAGCGCACGGAAACGCUGUUUACCUUCCCGCCGGAGUGGUACCUAUUUAUCUACUUGCACUUUGAUGUGCUUUCGAACUGCUAGGUUGGCAGGAGCAGGGACCGAGCAACGGGAGCUCACCCCGUCGCGGGGAUUCGAACUGCCGACCUUCUGAUAGGCAAGCCCUAGGCUCUGUGGUUUAACCCACAGCACCACCCGUGUCCCUUUUGCGACUUUCAUUAACUUGCUGUUAAACUGUGGAAUUCCCUCCUGCAGGAGGCAGUAAUUGCCACUGACUAUGAUGGCUUUAGGGAGCUCAACCCGUCAUUGCGGGAAUUCAAACUGCUGACCUUCUGAUAGGCAAGCCCUAGGCUCUGUGGUUUAACCCACAGCGCCACCCGCGUCCCUAAAGCCAUCAUAGUCAAAAACAAAAACAAACCAGAAAAAAAAUCAUAACCAGAUUAAACCAUAAUUUUUUUGGUCGACUUCGCUCCACUCCGUCUCUUGGCUUUAUUAUAAUAUACUUGUUUAUGCAUGUCCAUAAAUCCUUAUAUACUUAACAAUCCAAUUUUAAAACCUUCAUCUUAUUACAAGUGACUUUUGAAAGUUAUACUAUUGUAAGGAUCUAUACACAAAGCUUUAAAAAUAUGCAUUGAAUCGUUGCCCUUUUUUAUAAUAAUUUGUCCUGGAUAGUUUAGUACAGUCAUACCUCAUGUUACGUUUGCUUCAGGUUGAGCGUUUUCAGGUUGCGUCCCGCGGCGACCUGGAAGUACCAGAAAGGGUUACUUCCGGGUUUUGCCACUCGCGCAUGUGCAGACGCGCAAAAUGAUGUCACGCGCAUGCGCAGAAGCGGCGAAUCGCGACCCACGCAUGCACAGACGCAGGUUGCGUUCUUUUCAGGUUGCGAACGGGCCUCCGGAACGGAUCCCGUUCGCAAGCAGAGGUACCACUGUAGUUUAUAGAUUUUAAGCCAAAGGUGUUUAAUAAUGGACAGUGCAGAUGCAGAGGAAGGAUUGCUCCCUGUUCUGGAUGCGUAGAGCCUCAAACCAGCAUUCCUGCAGUCUCAUGCCACUUCUAGUUUCCUAAGGAGCAAUUGCACCAGGGAAAUAGAAGCUCCUGGUCUCGCUGAGGGAGCUCGUUUCCAAGAGCUUGGGGUUGUGACGCUUUUCACCUCGAGGGCCGCAUUCACUCCUGGGCAGCCUUUCAAGGGCCACAUGACAGACAGAAGGCUGGGUGGCGUAACACAUCUCAAUAUUGCCAUUGUGCAGCAGUUUCGAUUUGACUCUCUUCUCUGCCCUCCUUCCGUGCAAGCGAGAGACAUCACUGACGUUCUAGGUCCCAUUCCAGCCAGUCGAAAGCAUUCCAGAAUGAGUUGGGGCAGGGAAAUCGGUGGAGAUUUCCUAGGCCAGGUGGAGAGGCUGAGAAGGGGACACGUUUGGGAUUUGUGCCCAAGCUCCUCCCUGCCUCAUCCCGUCCAAGUGGAAGGGGAGGAGGAGGAAAGUGAGGGGUCCCCAAGUGAGGGGUGUUUUACUUGCUUGGUUUUGCCUGCAGACCUGAACCAGGUGUGUCUCUCUCUCUCCUAGAAUUCUGUGAAGGUGAUGUACACCUGCCUGUGGCCCAGCUGUGGAAAAGUCCUUCGCUCCAUCGUGGGGAUCAAGAGGCACGUGAAGACCCAGCACUUGGGGUGAGUAAGGCCCCAAGACCCUGGCCGAACGGCAUUCACGCAGAGGGAAGCGACACGGUGUUGAGAUUCCUUUCAUUGCAGCUGGUUGGGCUAGAUCAGCAAUGUCCAACAGGUCGAUCACAAUCGACAGGUCUCCUUUGGACUGCCGGAUGGAAAAAGAAAUGUGCUGGAAUUCUCUGUCCCCCUCCGUCCUUGUUCUGUCCAUGAAAUGGGGGGGACGUUACUGAAAAGAAGCUUAGUCCUCUUAAUUGCGUCAUGUUGUGCGGUAGAUCACUGCCAGUUGUUUUAUGCUGGGAGUAGAUGAACUUGGGACGCGGGUGGCACUGUGCGUUAAACCACAGAGCCUAGGACUUGCCGAUCAGAAGGUCGGCGGUUCAAAUCCCUGUGACGGGGUGAGCUCCCGUUGCUCGGUCCCUGCUCCUGCCCACCUAGCAGUUCUAAAGCACGUCAAGUGCAAGUAGAUAAAUAGGUACUGCUCUGGCAGGAAGGUAAACGGCGUUUCCGUGCGCUGCUCUGGUUCGCCAGAAGCGGCUUAGUCCUGCUGGCCACAUGACCUGGAAGCUGUACACUGGCUCCCUCAGCCAAUAAAGCGAGAUGAGCGCCGCAACCCCGGAGUCGGUCAUGACUGGACCUAAUGGUCAGGGGUCCCUUUACCUUUAGAUCGUGCCUGGGCUAGAUGAAUUUGGGGUAGCGUCCAACUCUCUCGUUCUGUGAUGGAACUCGGGCACUAUUGAUGGAAUCAGAGGCUCCAGAUGUGCCUGAUUCCAGAUAUGGAACAUCUGUCGGCAGGUGGCCUUCCAAGCUGAGCUCCUCAAGAUCAGUUGCUGUACCUGCCUGCUUGAGGCGUUGUUGUUGAAUCACAGAAUUGUAAAGGUGGAAGCGACUCCCAAGUGUUACAGUUGUCCCCAUUGGGUUGUCACAGCCAGACAUGGUGGACGCCGCGACUGGCGUAGUGGCCAGAAUUGGAGCUUCAAUUUCCAACCACCUGGUAUUUAUACCAAGGCUGGCCAAUCCGGAGGUGCCAUGCUCCCUGCCAAUCGCAGCUGCCCACAUUGCCCAUUCCUGUCCCAUUUGCGAGCCUGAAAGAGAACUGAAAGGUGUAAUAGAACGAUUGGAACCUUAUACCAUAUGUGGUGGUCAUGUCCCGAAAUUAAGAAAUAUUGGAAUACGAUACAUGAGGAAAUUAAAAAGCUAAUAAAAACAUCACAUAAUAAAAGAGCAGAAUCAUAUUUAUUAGGAAUUUUGAAUGGAGACAUCCCGAAUGACAAAAUUAAUAUUUUAUUGCCCCUGACAACAGCAGCAAGAAUGUUAAUAGCCAAUACAGUGGUACCUUGGGUUACAUACGCUUCAGGUUACAGACUCCGCUAACCCAGAAAUAGUACCUUGGGUUAAGAACUUUGCUUCAGGAUGAGAACAGAAAUCGUGCUCCAGUGGCGCAGCGGCAGCGGGAGGCCCCAUUAGCUAAAGUGGUGCUUCAGGGUAAGAACAGUUUCAGGUUAAGAACGGACCUCUGGAACGAAUUAAGUACUUAACCCGAGGUACCACUGUAAUUGAAAAGGAAAUUACGUUCCAACCAAAGAAGAAUGGCUGAAUAAAUUAUGUGAAUACUUGGAAUUAGCAAAGUUGACUGAUUUGAUAAGACAAAACCCAAAAAAUAUAAUCCAGAAACAAUGGAAAUGUUUAAAUGAUUAUUUAUGUAGACAAAGAUUAAAUGUAAGGUAUUGGUUGUGUUUAGAAUAGAUUUAUGAAAGAUUUAGAAAACUUAUUGAUAGGAAUAUUUGUGUGAGAUUGUAUGGGAAAAAUACGAAAUAACAGAUACUAUCUUGCUUUACAUGUAUAUAGGAAGUGCAGUGUAAGCGAUGGAAGUCAGCCAAUGAAAUUUUAUUAUUGAGAUAUUUGUAGUAUAAAUUUGGAAGAAAUUCUUCCAACUUUUUUUCUUCUUUUUCUCUUUAUUUUUUCUUUUCUUCCUUUUCUCUCUUCUUUUUUUAUAUGUGUGUGCUUAUCUGUAUGUAUGUAUUUGCAAUAUGUUGCAUACAUUUUGCAAUAAUUACGUUAAAUAAAUUAAUAAAAUAAAAGGGUGGAAAAUGAAAAAAAAUGAAAGAGAACUCCGAGGCUUGGGCAUCCCCGGAGAAUUUGCCCCCAAAAGCACAGCGUCAUCUCUGAGCUCUGAACGACGAGCAAAACAAAAGGGGAAACUGGGAGGUGGGUGGUUAAUGCUACCUGGGCUGUUCUGUAGUCGAGAGAACGAUGCUUGUCCGUUUGAUCUGGGGAGCUGAUGGAGAAAGGGUGCCUCUAAUUUAAAUUAGACUACUGCAAUGUGCUCUACGUGGGGCUACCUUUGAAGGUGACCCGGAAACUGCAAUUAAUCCAGAAUGCGGCAGCUAGACUGGUGACUGGGAGUGGCCGCCGGGACCACAUAACACUGGUCUUGAAAGACCUACAUUGGCUCCCAGUACGUUUCCGAGCACAAUUCAAAGUGUUGGUGCUGACCUUUAAAGCCCUAAACAGCCUCGGUCCAGUAGACCUGAAGGAGCGUCUCCACCCCCAUCAUUCUGUCCAGACACUGAGGUCCAGCACCAAGGGCCUUCUGGCAGUUCCCUCAGUGCGAGAAGUGAGGUUACAGGGAACCAGACAGAAGGCCUUCUCGGUGGUGGCACCCGUCCUGUGGAACGCCCUCCCUUUAGAUGUGAAGGAAAUAAGCAGCUAUCUUUUCUUUAAAAGACACCUGAAGGCAGCCCUGUUUAGGGAAGUUCUUAAUAUUUAAUGCUGUACUGUUUUUAACACUUGAUUGGAAGCCGCCCAGAGUGGCUGGGGAAACUCAGCCAGAUGGGCGGGGUAUAAAUAAUAAAUUAUUAUUAUUAUUAAAUCCCCAGAGCCCAAAAUGUGGCAAAUGUUGGACUUGUGUCUCCCCAGUUUCCUGGGCAUUGCUUCAUCUCUCUUUUCCCAUUGCUGCAGAGACGGCGCCAAUUCUGACCAGCGGAAGAGGGAAGAGGAUUUUUACUACACGGAAAUGCAGGUGAAGGACGAGGCGCCCCCAGAACCCGCAGUGGCCGUCUCCAGCCCCACCGCCACCUCUGCGGGGGCUUCUUCUCCCAUCACCAUCCAGCAGACUCCAUCACAGCCAGAAACUCUCAUCCUGGACCAAGCAGUGCCCCCAAAGCAUCACCUGUCCAGCAGCGCCCUCAGCCAGUCGGCUCCUAGCUCCUUCUGGCACAUCCAAGCUGACCAUGCGUAUCAGGUAGGGCCCGGCCAGCCCUCCCCAAAUAUAUAUCUCCUCCCAUACCCUUUUUAUUACAACUAGCAAAAACCCAAAAAUAUGGCUGUGGGGUAUUGCAUCAUGCCACGUGCAAAACAGUCGAACGAGAGGAAUAGGGAUGCACCAAUAUAACUUGAGGUUAGACCACAGAGCCUAGGACUUGCCGAUCAGAAGGUCAGCUGUUCGAAUCCCCGCGACGGGGUGAGCUCCCGUUGCUCGGUCCCUGCUCCUGCCAACCUAGCAGUUCAAAAGCACGUCAAAGUGCAAGUAGAUAAAUAGAUACCACUCCGGCGGGAAGGUAAACGGCGUUUCCGUGCGCUGCUCUGGUUCGCCAGAAGUGGCUUAGUCAUGCUGGCCACAUGACCCGGAAGCUGUACACCGGCUCCCUCGGCCAAUAAAGCGAGAUGAGCGCCGCAACCCCAGAGUCGGCCACGACUGGACCUAAUGGUCAGGGGUCCCUUUACCAUUAUGCCACCUACAAGGGACGCAGGUGGCGCUGUGGUCUAAACCACUGAGCCUAGGGCUUGCCAAUCCGAAGGUUGGCAGUUCGAAUCCCCACGACAGGGUGAGCUCCCGUUGCUCAGUCCCUGCUCCUGCCAACCCAGCAGUCUGAAAGCACGUCAAAGUGCAAGUAGAUAAAUAGGUACUGCUCCGGUGGGAAGGUAAACGGCGUUUCCCUGCGCUGCUCUGGUUCGCCAGAAGCGGCUUAGUCCUGCUGGCCACAUGAGCCGGAAGCUGUACGCCGGCUCCCUCGGCCAGUAAAGCAAGAUGAGCGCCACAACCCCAGAGUCGUCCGCGACUGGACCUACUGGUCAGGGGUCCCUUUACCUUUUACCUUUAUGCAGGGUAGUCUGGCUACGGUGAUGCAUGCUUUGAAAACAAAGUCCUCCUUCAUGGAGCGUGCAGUUAAACUACAGACCUCUCUCUCUGUCCUGCCACCCCAUAAAUGCAUUUUGCAAAAGAGGCAGCGGAGAUGGAAACACAGCAAAUCCUUUCUCACCUCCUUUGUUUUUUCUCUCUCAGGCUCUGCCGUCCAUCCAGAUCCCCGUAUCCCCGCACAUAUUCACCAGUAUCAGCUGGGCUGCAGCGACAUCUACCAUCCCUACCCUCUCACCGGUGAGUCCUGACUAGAGAUGUAAAAUUUCUGGAAAUUUUGAAGCCAUGUGAAAUAAAAUGUGCCCCCCCCCCCCCGUUUUUCCCGGGGAAAAAUAGAAAUUUUGGAAAAAUUGAAAAAAAGUUUAGUGUGGUUUUACAAAUUGCGUGAAAUGCAGUGUAUAUAAAAGUAUUAUGCCUGCAAUAAAACACGUAACAACCUCCCUUGCCCUCAAAAGGAACAAAAAAAGCAAGAAACCAUCAACGUAAAAAUAAUCAGAUUUGCCCCUUAGCACUAAUAGCAAAUAAAGUUAAGGUCCACUUCAAUAUUUAAGCUCCAUAGAAGGUCUACCCUUUGAGCAGUGCUUUUUUAAAAGAAGAAGCAAGACUACAUAUGUUGUUGUUGUUUAGUCAUUUAGUCGUGUCCGCCUCUUCGUGACCCCCUGGACCAGAGCACGCCAGGCACUCCUGUCUUCCACUGCCUCCCGCAGUUUGGUCAAACUCAUGCUGGUAGCUUCGAGAACACUGUCCAACCAUCUUGUCCUCCGUCGUCCCCUUCUCCUUGGGCCCUCCAUCUUUCCCAACAUCAGGGUCUUUUCCAGGGAGUCUUCUCUUCUCAUGAGGUGGCCAAAGUACUGGAGCCUCAUGGAAUAAGUAAAUAUGAAGUGUAAAAUAAAGACAGAGGAGAAUUAAAUACUUUCGAAUGUUAAAAUAAGUAAAUGAAAAGAAGGUUAGAAGGAUUUGCUGGAGAUACGAUUCAAAUUAGAAUACAAAGCAGAGAGGUGAGAGGAAGUCACGGAAAUAAGUAAAUGGGAAAACGGUUUUAAAGGUUUAAUUUGAUUUUUUGUUACCUUUUUAUUGUGAUUUUUUGUCUUUUGUAUUUUUCUUUUGUAUUGUUCGUUUUUUGUAUAAGAUGUAUGUGAUUUGUUUUUCUUUCUCUACUUUUUUCUUUUUCUGUAAUUUUAAAAUUGGAAUAAAUAUUCUUAAAAAAAAAACCAAACAAAGUACUGGAGCCUCAGCUUCAGGAUCUUUCCUUCCAGUGAGCACUCAGGGCUGAUUUCCUUCAGAAUGGAGAGGUUUGAUCUUCUUGCAGUCCAUGGGACUCUCCAGAGUCUCCUCCAGCACCAGAAUUCAAAAGCAUCAAUUCUCUGGCGAUCAGCCUUCUUUAUGGUCCAGCUCUCACUUCCAUACAUCACUGCUGGGAAAACCAUAGUUUUAACUAUAUGGACCUUUGUUGGCAAGGUGAUGUAUCUACUUUUUAAGAUGCUGUCUAGGUUUGUCAUUGCUUUUCUCCCAGGAAGCAGGCAUCUUUUAAUUUUGUGACUGCUGUCACCAUUUGCAGUAAUCAUAAAGCCCAAGAAAGUAAAAUCUCUGCCUCCAUUUCUUCCCCUUCUAUUUGCCAGGAGGUGAUGGGACCAGUGGCCAUGAUCUUUGUUUUUUUGAUGUUGAGCUUCAUUUUUUAAAAAAAUAAUAUUUAUUACUUUUAAACCUUACAAAAAGGAGAAAAGAAAAGAAGAAAGAAAAGAAAAGGAAAAGCAAAAAAACACACACAAAAAAAUACAGUACAAUAUAUGAACAAUACACAACACAACAUUAACAUUAACACAUUAAACAAAACAAAAGCAAAAACAAUUCAAAAAACACACAUCAUACCAUCUCAAUAUCCUCUUUCAUUCCCUUAUUUCAUCGACCUCCUCUCACCUCCCUUUUUGUAUUUCAUUUCUAUUAAUUAUUUCAGCAAAUCCUUUCCAUCUUGCUCUAUUUUCUGUCAUGUGAUUAUCUUAACAUAUUUUAACCUUAUUUUCCAUUAAUACUAUAAUACUUAUUUAUGCUUAAUUCCUUAAAACAUUUCUACUAAAGCCAUAUAAUUCCCUCCCAACAUUUUUCUAACACUCAUUAAUUUUACAUUAUUUCCAUAUAUAGAUUUUAAACUUUUUCCAAUAUUCUUCCACAAUCUCUUCUCCCUGGUCUCGGAUUCUGCCAGUCAUUUCCGUCAAUUCCAUAUAGUCCAUCAACCUGGUGAUCUUCUGUCCGAGGCUCUUAACUCUUUUCCAAGUCCCUUCUGCAAGUCUUCUUCAUAUUUAUACAUGCACUUUACUUUGUCUUCUCCUGAUCUUGUUCUUAUUUUCCUUCCUUUGAUGCUGAAAAGUAGAUCGCGGGAAAUUCCCAUCUAGCAAUGUUUUUAUUCCUUCUCGACAAGUCAGCCAAAUCUCCAUAGUUAGAACUGAAAUUCAAAAGAUAUUUCCAGUCGUGUUUCAAAGUUCCUCCAAGUCUGGCGGUCCCCACAACUCCAGUCUCCUCCUGACCCACGUCCAGGUCCCAAAGGUCAAUAAAUCCCUGCAUGAAGGGAUCUAUCCAACGUUCCUUCUUCAGUCCAAGCGGGGCUCCAAUCCUCAAAGUCUGACUUUCUCUAAAUUCAGUCUUAAAAGGCAUCAACUUAUAGUCAUCAAAUUGCAUCUGUAAGGCUGGGGCUCUCUCCCUCUCCACUUGUGCAACUUUAGGUUCCUUUGAUGUUGAGCUUCAGACCAUAUUUUGCGCUCUCCUCUUUCACCCUCAUUAAAAGGUUCUUUAAUUCCUCCUCACUUUCUGCCAUCAAGGUUGUGUCAUCUGCAUAUCUGAGGUUGUUGAUAUUUCUUCCGGCAGUCUUAAUUCCGGCCUCGGAUUCAUCCAGCCCAGCCUUUUGCAUGAUGAAUUCUGCAUAUAAGUUAAAUAAGCAGGGAGACAAUAUACAGCCUUGUCGUACUCCUUUCCCAAUUUUGAACCAAUCAGUUGUUCCAUAUCCAGUUCUAACUGUAGCUUCUUGUCCCACAUAGAGAUUUCUCAGGAGACAGAUGAGGUGAUCAGGCACUCCCAUUUCUUUAAGAACUUGCCAUAGUUUGAUGUGGUCGACACAGUCAAAGGCUUUUGCAUAGUCAAUGAAGCAAAAGUAGAUGUCUUUCUGGAACUCUCUAGCUUUCUCCAUAAUCCAGCGCGUGUUUGCAGUUUGGUCUCUGGUUCCUCUGCCCCUUUGAAUACAUGCAGUUUAUUCGAUCUCAUUUUCUGAACUACUGCUGUCAUUUUCCAUUUCUUCCUCUUCCUCUUUAUCAUUUUUCUCAUGGACUUCUAAAAAACGGCUUUGCAAAAAACAGGGAAAAAACUUGAUUUCCCCCCAAUUUUUCCGUUUUUUUCCAGGCCUUCCCAUCUCUAAUCCUCACUUCUGUGGCUGCAGGAAUCUUGAGCAGCAUAAAGGGCUGUUUCCAGCGCCUUGGGGAGGCGGGGUCCUGGAGACACUUGCUUUUGGGUGUAUCGUAAAGUACGUACGUUUCUUGUUUGCAGGUGCGAAGCCGGUCCCUGAGUUUCAGCGAGCAGCAGCCUCCGCCACCGCUGCCUCCUCCACCACCACCACCUGUCUUGAAAUCCCACCUGAUUGUCACGUCUCCUCUGCGGGUGCCCAGCAGCUCGAGGUAAGGCCGGCAAAUAAUAAUAAUAAUAAUAAUAAUAAUAAUAAUAAUAAAUAAUACCCCACUCAUCUGGCUCAUAUAUAAAAACAUAAUAAAAUGUCAAACAUUACAAACUUCCUAAUGUUGUUGUUGUUGUUGAGUCGUUUAGUCGUGUCCGCCUCUUCGUGGCUCCCUGGACCAGAGCACGCCUGGCACUCCUGUCUUCCACUGCCUCCCCCAGUUUGGUCAAACGCAUGUUGGUAGCUUCGAGAACACUGUCCCACCACCUCGUCCUCUGUCGUCCCCUUCUCCUUGUGCCCUCCAUCUUUCCCAACAUCAGAGUCUUUUCCAGGGAGUCUUCUCUUCUCAUGAGCUGGCCAAAGUCUUGGAGCCUCAGCUUCAGGAUCUGUCCUUCCAGUCAGCACUCAGGGCUGAUUUCCUUCAGAAUGCCUAGGUUUGAUCUUCUUGCAGUCCAUGGGACUCUCCAGAGUUUCCUCCAGCACCAGAAUUCAAAAGCAUCCAUUCUUUGGCGAUCAGCCUUCUUUAUGGUCCAGCUCUCACUUCCAUACAUCACUACUGGGAAAACCAUGGCUUUAACUAUAUGGGCCUUUGUUGGCAAGGUGAUGUCUCUACUUUUUAAGAUGUUGUCUAGGUUUGUCCUAAUAGCUUUUUAUUAUUCCUAAUAGCUUCCUAAUAGCUUUUUAUUAUUAAUUUAUUUUACAAUGCAUAUAAAACAGAGAACAACAAUUACGGCAACAGGCAAAAAUUAAAAGGUUGGGGGAAAAGGAACUGUAAAAUAGACACCUAGAAUGAGUAAGCUGCACAUGAAUUAAAAUAACCAAGCCCAGAUCAUCAAGUAUUGUGACAGCCUUGAAAACGAUGGUUCUGGACUCCCCUGAGAUCUAGGGAUGGAGGAAAUAAAGGAACGAAUGAAUGAACGUCAUAACAGAAUGCCAAAUCCUAUCAAAAGUCUCUGGAGGUUCUAGUCCUUGUAGAAAUCACAAAUUAUGUGUGAUUUAAGUCUGCCUGGAUAGCUCAGUUGGAUAGAGCGUGGUGCUGAUAAUAUCAAGGUUGCAGGUUUGAUCCCCAUAUGGGACAGCUGCAUAUUCCUGCCUUGCAGGAAUUUGGACUAAAUGAUCCUCAGGGUCCCUUCCAACUCUUCAAUUAUACGAUUCUUUGAUUUUCCUGUAUUAUAGCUGUAUUCCAGAGUCAGCAGUAUCAAAUGUCUGGUGUAAGAUUUUGGGCAGUUUCUGAUUGAGUUGCGAUCACUAUUUGUGCUGCCAGGAUUAUAUAUAUAUAACGACAACAACAGCAACAACAAUUUUAAUUUGUACCCUGCCAUCCCUGGCUGGAGCCGGGCUCAGGGCGGCUAACAACAUAAAACUAACACAGUAUACAAAGAACAUAAUAACAGGCAAUCAAUUAAUUAAAAUACAUCUUAAAAUUUAGUUCAGAGCAAAUUAAAAUCUGGACAGAUGGCAGUCCACGGGUAAAAUUGACAUGAUGAUGAUGAUUAUGAUGAUGAUGAUAAUAAUAAUAAUAAUAGUAAUAAUAGUAAUAAUAGUAAUAAUAAUAAUAAUAGUAAUAAUAGUAAUAAUAAUAUUUUAUUAUUUAUACCCCAUCCAUCUGGCUGGGUUUCCUCACUCUGGGCUGCUCCCGACAGAACACUAAAACCAGAAUAAAACUCCAAACAUUAAAAACCUCCCUAAACAGGGCUGCCUUCAUCAGAAACACUCGGCAACAUUUAUUUUGUAAAUGGCUGCGCUCGUUCCUCUCUGGUCGGGGACAGAGGGUGGCGCUUGGGGGGGAAUUGUCAUCCCGCCACUCCUUGGUGUGUGGAGUGCCCCAGGGUGCGAUACUCUCCCCGAUGCUUUUUAACAUCUUUAUGCGCCCCCUCGCCCAGCUUGUCCGGAGUUUUAGGCUGGGCUGCCAUCAGUAUGCUGAUGACACCCAACUCUAUCUGUUGAUGGAUGGCCAUCCUGACUCGGCCCCAGACACACUGAUCAGAUGUUUGGAAGCUGUGGCUGGAUGGCUGUGUGGGAGCCAGUUGAAGUUAAAUCCUUCGAAGACAGAGGUCCUGUGGCUGGGACGGGACGAUAUGGGAUUGGGGGGGCAACUCCCAUCUCUUGCGGGGGUGCAAUUAGUGCCAGCACCGUCCGUUAAGAGUUUGGGUGUAAUCUUCGAUACCUCCCUCUCCAUGGAGGCGCAGAUUGCAGCUAUAACAAAGGCGGCAUUUUUUCAUCUCCGCCAAGCUAAGCAGUUGGCUCCUUCCCUCUCUCGCCCUGACCUAGCCACUGUGAUCCACGCGACGGUCACCUCCAGACUGGAUUAUUGUAACUCGCUCUACGUGGGGCUGCCCUUGAGACUGACCCAGAAACUCCAGCGGGUGCAGAAUGCCACAGCGAGACUCCUUAUGGGGUCUUCGCUGCAAGAUCAUAUUCACCCGGUACUAUACCAGCUGCACUGGCUCCCAGUGGAGUACAGGAUCAGGUUUAAGGUGCUGGUUUUAACCUUUAAAACCCUAUAUGGCCUAGGACCCUCGUACCUACGGGACCGCCUCUCCUGGUAUGUCCCACAGAGAAAUUUACGGUCUGCAAAUAAAAACAUCCUGAAGAUCCCAGGCCACAGGGAGGUUAGGCUGGCCUCAACUAGAGCCAGGGCUUUUUCGGCUGCGGCUCCAAUCUGGUGGAACGCUCUGUCACAAGAGACUAGGGCCCUGCGGGACUUGACAUCUUUCCGCAGGGCCUGCAAGACAGAGCUGUUCCACCAGGCCUUUGGUCAGGGCGCAGCCUGACCCCCUGCUCUGGCAAUCUGCACAGAAUUUUGCUUAAUGGUUGCCAUCAAUUUGAUUCUAAUUUGAUUUUAAUUAAUUUUAUAAUGAAUGUUUUUAGAAUGUUGGAUUAUUUUAAUUGUUGUUAGCCGCCCUGAGCCCAGCUUCGGCUGGGGAGGGCGGGAUAUAAAUAAAAUUUAUUAUUAUUAUUAUUAUUAUUAUUAUUAUUAUUAUUAUUAUUUUGGAGAAGGUCUUCUUGACUUCCUUUCCGUUUGGCCCCGUGGUUCCCAAAGUAGUUCCAAACACACCUAGAAGACCCCCCAGGACUGCAGAGGCUGCUGUCCACCUCUAUCCCCCUGUUUUCAUGGCCGUGUUAAGGGGAGGAUAACUCUGGGACGUUCUCUAAAUGUCGGCGAUCCAACCCUGUGUCUCCUUCAACGCCUGUCCCCUGCCUUUCUCUCUCCCGCAGGAAAGUCCGCGGCGAAGCCAAGAAGUGCCGUAAGGUCUAUGGCAUCGAGCACCGCGACCAGUGGUGCACCGCCUGCCGGUGGAAAAAGGCCUGCCAGCGAUUCCUGGACUGAGCGCAUGCAAGUUUCCCAAGAUGGAGGGAGCAAUUCUCUCUCUCUCGCUGCCAGCCAAGCGCCAAGGGGCCAGACGUCUGUGUUUUUGCAGCGUCCACGCCCUUGGAAGCCACUCUCCCCGUGCUUCAGCGGAGAUCUCGAGAGCCCGUCCUGGGCUCCGUAUAUUCUACGUCCGGCAGGUUUUUUUCUUCCUAAUUUUCAGUGUUUUGUGGGAAUGUUCGUUUUUUAAAAACACAUCUUUUCCUCCUUUUUUUAACACACACACAAACACAGCGCCUCCCUUUCUAUUUGUAAAUAAGAGGUGCAAAGCGGGGAGAAAAGAGAGUUUUUGGCUUGGUGUAGCUUAACAGACUUGUUUCUCGGUGUGCCCAGGGACCAAAGAACCUUUUUUCCUGAACUGUUCCCUCCAAGCGUGGUUGGCUGAGUGUUUGGGUUGGUGGUUGCAAUAUGGAGUGCAUAGGAGCAUCCCUUAUCUAAUCCCAAAUCGAGAGGGUGCUGGGUCCAUCAGCUGAAGGAGGAAGGGGCGUGGCUGACUUCCUGUGGACUCCGCCAGCAUGCUGUCUCCCCCUUCUGGUGCCCGGGAGGAAUUACACGCUUGCACCCAAGCCCUGGGUUUUCCUCCUUCCUUUUAAACAUUACGCUGUCAAAAGAACAAUCAUUGCAUCAAGCUACAAUCCAGCGAAUGCUUGUUUCAUUGAAGUGGAAGGAACCUGGCUCUAUUGCUUUGCUUUAUGCUUUCAUUCCCCCAUUUUAUACCUAAAAUUUAAUGUGCAAAACAGCCUUGGGCACCUGAGUAUUUCUCAUGUGGCUUCAGUCGCCCCCUGCCUCAAAGGCCAGACCCGGCGUUACCCGAGGGAGGAAAUAAUAUUUUUGCUUAAUGAUGGGCUUGCCCAUCAAGACCAUUGGGUGGUUUUGUGGGUGCUCUGGUCCGAACUGGAGCGAGCAAAAGUCAUGGGUGCCAGGGCAUAAACGCCAUUAUCGUGGCCUUCCCCAACAUGGCCCCCUUGCCAAUGUUUUGGGCUGGCUGGGGCUCAUGGGAGUUGUAGUCCCAAGCACUGGCAGGGCGUCCGGUCGAGGAAUUUGCUUCCUUCCUUCCUCUUCAAGGUCAGACCCGUUGCGCAUGCAAUCCAGACCGUUCGUCGCCAAUGCACCCAAACUGCGCCAUUUUGCAGAGCAUGCUGGGAGAAUGCACUUGGCUCACGCUGUGGAGUUGUGUGGAAAGGCAAAACAUUUUGGGGGAAACCCUCUUUUUAGCCUAGUGCUGCCAGCGGUCAGUGUAGUUGCCAAAUGACAAUCAACGCAGAGAGCUAGAUCUCCGCGCUGGGGAACGAUAAAAGUAGCCCAGGGAUGUCUUGUGACAGGAGAUUUAAAAACUCCAGGAAUGUUGAAGCCCUCUGUUUCCCUGCACCCCCAGGUUGGGGAAAAAAUAUAUGAAAGUUUAGGUAGUACUUUUUUUAAAAAUCGGAUUUUCAACUUGCUUUAACACACCACGUUUCCAGCGAUUUCCAUUUAGGCCCCAGAACCCUGGGGGGGGGGAAGAGGUGGGGCCCCCCACCCACAAUUUGUCACAUGACUCCAUCUGAUUUUCGGUUGUGGGUGCCGCACUGCGCAAGGAGGGAGCCCUCAUUGAGACCACCAAACUUUGGGGCUGCCAGUCACGACAUAGAGGCGCUUGUUAACGAAUCGUGGUUUCCCUUCCUUGGGGGAGCGCUUCCCUCCCUCCACAAAAACCAGUUGCCCCGACAUCUUUUUCCGAUUGCUUACGUGGUUUUCCCCGUCCCAGUCACCUGCGUUUUGAUAAUCAUGAGCCAUAAACUAAAGACAUAGAUCUCUCCUUGCGAAAAGAGCAACCGAAUGAACAAUGAACACUCUGAGAACGAGGAUUUCUUUACAGAAAAUAAAAGCUAGCCCUGCUUUACUUUUAAGGGUACCUUUUAAGGCUUGGGGUGGGAGACUUUUUUUUUUAUAAAAAGGAGUUAUGUAUAUUAUCAGUGCUUGUUGAAAAAUGUGUGUUUUCCUUUGUUGUCAUUUUGUGCAUCAUACACACCAGCCUCCCUCAAUCUCCUGAUCUUUUGGACCAGAACUGUGCUGGUUGGGGCUGGUUGGCAGAUCUGGUCCACAACAUCUGGAAGACUCGAAAGUUGAGGGAGGCUGCUAUACACAGAAUGUCGGAUUUUUUAUUUCCCUAAGCCCAGACUCCUGGUCAGUGGUAAAGCUGGUCGACGCCAAAACGUGGGUCUUAUUUGAGUGCUUUGAACAUCCAGAGAAUCAGUGGAUUGUCGGAUCGCCCAAAGCUUGAACCCAGAUUUCUGCAUUUUUAUAUUUCCAAAUGUGAGAUUUUGGGAUAUUUGUGUUCUUUCGAUUUCAUCAAAUCAAAUCAAUCUUUAUUAUGGUCCAGAGACCCAACGAAACGAUUUCUUCAAAUCAGUGUGCGUUUCUUGAAAAAAGAAACCCUCAUGAAUUAUGAUGUGGAAACGUAUUUUUGACAGCUGUGUUUAAAUUUCGGGGACAAAUAAUCUGGGACAUCAGAGACGUUUCUUUGGAAAUCUCAUCCAUCCUGCUUCAAAAAUAUCGAUCUGUAGCUGUCUCGCUGCAUUUGACCUUUCUGAGGUCCGGCAAAAUCUACCGGAUUUCCAGAAUUCUCUGUUUCUGCUCCUGAAAGAGUCUCCUGACCUCUCUUCCCCAUCAGAACUAAUUUGUCUUGAGAUUUGGAGACCAGUUUCUUCACUGGCAGAAGUCCGGGCCCUUGGGAAUCUCUCUUAUUUUUCGCUUCUGGUUUUUGUUUUGUUUUUUGUUUUUGUUAAAAGGUGAUUAAGGAGGAGGAGGUGGAAAGAGAGAAAUAAUUUGUAAAGGAAAAAGGAAAGAAAAAAGGACUUUGGGGUAAGCAUGUGGUAUCUCGGUUUUUCUUGCUAAGGUUGGGGAAUAUUUCCUGCUGUUACCGAGCUAUUAAAGGAAUGUGCACUCCGUCAGUGGGGAGGCGAUGAGUUAUAUUCGCCGCUAAAAGCAGCGCCCUUGUUGCUGUAUGCUCCAACCCCCGGCCUUGUUCAUCAAAUGCCUCGUUCCAAAAUUCUAUAGCACUUAAAUUUUGGAAAGUGAAAAAGGAAAAGCUAAGCUUGCAUAGGAAUAUAUUUGUUGUCAGUAUUUUUUUUUUUGUUUCAUUCCAUGGGAUAAGAGUUCCCCACCGUCUCUUUUUAUUUUCUGAGCUGUGCAGUACAAGUUAGACUGGACAACGUAGGUCUGUGGUUUUAUGUAUGCCUAGCCUUUUUCUUUCUUUUUAAAAAAUUGGUUUGUCAAAGUCGUGGGGUGGGAGGGAACCCAGAACGCAAUGGAAACUCGAGGGAACAAUCUACCCAUGCAACAGAUUGCCGCUUUGCCAUUAUUUCCAGGGUGCACGACUUCCCCUGCACCGAAAGGGCACAAUCCUGUUGUCUCUACACUUAGGAUAGAGGACUUUACAUCUGCAUGUGAUGGCCAGAAACUAGGGGCGAGUGAUGGGAACAGGCAGGGCUGGCUCAUUCUGCCACUGCCUCCUCCUGGCAGACUGACUGUGAGGGCUGCCUAUUCAUGAGACUAGCCCUCAUUGAGGAGCCAGGUUUAAGGUUCGGCCUGCUAGCCCUUCCUGCUUCGUUCCACUCAAGAUGCUCUGCUUCCUAGACUCUGGUCCUCCCCGCCAAGCGCUUUGUGGCCCCGCAUGUAACUCCGAUGGCUGGCAUACGUAGAGCCAGGAGCAAGGCUGUGUGUUGCCACUCUGUGGACUAGCACCUUGAUUUUUGUAUUGUGCCAUGGUGGGAGCUUCGGGACUUGGCACUCAAUAGAAACCAGCAAUACACGAAUCCCAUCACUACUUCAAAAGGUGUGAGCUUCGUCUUGUGUGUCUGCAUGAUGCCCAGGGAGAUGUUCUGCAAAUUAUUUCAGGGCCCCAAAGUACAAAAUCCGGCUUCGAUCAACGAUAACCUUGCAACUAUUGCGGGUAACUUCAGUUUUUUCCCUUGGCAGGAAAUGAACCGAAAGCAAAAUAUUUGCUAUUUCCUCUAGCCAAAACAGCUGUUCCUCUGGAUUUUCUUUACAGCUCUGAGCUCCCCUUUCCUCUGUUUUGGAAAAAUAGCCUAAAUGUUUAGAUCUCAUUUUGAAAAAUCUCUUCCCUUCCCCUUUCUCUUUUUUCCGGCCCAUUCUCUCAAUUUCCCUUGAAACCUGGUCGAGUUCCUUACUUAGAACUUUUUAUAGUGAAAAGUCUCCCUUUUCCUCACCUCUCUGUAAAACAGGAUGGGGGUCUCUCCUUUGACCACAGGUGUGCUUGCAGCCUUCCUAACAAAUGGCAGCUCCUGCAACUGAACUCUAUGAGCUGUUUUUCCUUGCUACAUCCUUAAGGACAUGGGUAUAUCAUUACUUCUAAAGGGUUUUUUUUUUUUAAUUAAAAAAAAUAUAGGGUUGUAUUCAAGCGGGUGCCAAGUCCCUCAAUCCAUUGAUUCCAGUUUUGCAGGGCUUUCGGUCCACCAUUCUGUGAUCAGAAUUUGUUCUUGUGCAACAGAAAUUUUCUCUCCCUCCCCCUCCUCAAUCUAAAUCCUAGGGGUUCGCAUCCCAUAACAGGACACACAUCAGAGGGGAAUCCUGUUGUGUUAGCACGAAAUCCCACACUUGUACAAUUAUUCUGUUGCAUGCCACCUAUAUUCUUGUCCAUCCAGGGGCGCUCUCUUUCCCCGAGCGAACGGUCCAGGUUUGUCGUGUCUGCGUCCUGACCUUCUGAGACAGAAGUCGCUUGAGUCGAAGACCCAAGAAAGAUCUGCACACACCACUGUGGGCUGGAUCUCCCGCCCCACUUAAGAGGGCUUUUGUACACAUGUAUAUAGGAAUCUUUUCUACCAGGCACUAAUAGGAAGAGGUGGGAGCUGUUUUCUAAUUUACACUUUGCACUGUGAACCAUUGAGUUUUCGUUGGGAGGCUGGGAGCCCACAUGAGACAGACAGAGAGGAUGAGUUUGUGCAGAAAACCGGCACAAACUGAACCAUUGCACAUUGUCUGGUUCGAUCCAGAACUCAUUGAUUACCCCUUCCUACCAGGAAAGGAAAAAAUGAACGCUUGGGUUUUGAUCGGGGAUGGGAACAGGGGACCCUUUGUGGAUGUUGUUGGACUACAACUCCCAUGAUCCUUUGGAGAUGAUGGUAGUUGCCUGAAAGCCGCAAGAUUCCCACCCACCUCAACCAAAAUACAAUACCAGCGAAAUCCUACAUGGAAAGGGCUGUGUGGGGACGUGCAUGUGUGGAUGUUGUGACCUGUCGGGCAUGCGUAGACAUUUUUGUUAGCUAGGCCUGCUGGGGUUUACCUGCAUUUCUAGUCGCCUGGAUACAAACUCCUUUUUGCAUUUGGUAGAAAUCUUAACACAAACACACAUAUACACACACACACACACACACACACACACACACACACACUGGUGCAAGCAAUUCUGUGGGUACAUGAGAAAGGGGACCAGUCUGAUCACCAGCAAUUUUCUUCUUCUCUUUCGAAAGAGUUUAACAAAGGUGCAGAGAGAGAAAGAACCAGGAACCUCCAUUUUUUCUGCCCUUUCUCCCUCGCACAAGUCACACACCAGCCAGUUCAGAAGUUCCAAGAGGCUAGCCAUCCUCUCCAAACUGUCCGUCUGUCAAGAUCUCCUUAGGAAGCUAAGGAAUGCAACAUGGCCGUUUUGUGGGCUUGCUGGGUUGCUGGCAGGGUGGGAAAGGUGAGGGGCACCGCCCCCCCCCCCCAGUUAUUACAAGGCGUUUGGACAGGAAAGGGGAAAGGAUGAGAUCUUGUAACCCGCUAAUAAUAGCUGCUGUUUGGAUGGUGAUAUGCUACCAAGCCUAACGGGGGGAAUAUAUCGUAUCGGUGAAUUACUGUCUCUUAAUUGGAGCUUUUCUUUUUUGAUUGUCUUCCAAGUAUUAUUUUUUAUUGUAAGCAAAACAAAAAAAAAAUGUGAAAUGUAAUUUUUACAACGGCAAUACGAAAUAUAUUUUAUAAUAAAAUGAUAUGGCCUGAUAA